AUGCUGCAACGACAGUACAAGGCGAUCUUACCGAAAGUGCGAGACGCCGACAACCGACAACAUGGCGUUUACUAUCCUCCAAUUCCAAAUGCUUACGUCUACGGUAUACGCCGCCCUGGGCACCGCGUCUGAAAAAUCAAAAUAAACGUGUAUGAUUUAAAUAAAUUCCCGAUGUCCGACAACGAUCGGACUUUACACGGGUUUCCCUAUAGAUUUCGGAAACGCGACGCCGUUGUUAUUAUAAUAUAAUCACUCGGAACAAGCCGAGAGUAAAACAAUACUAUAAUAUCCUAAAUGAAAGAUAUAUUUAAGUAAAAAAAAAAAAAAAAAAACGAAAAUGUAAAUCGUGUAAUCGUGCAUUGUUUUUUAACACGAUUUUUUCUUUAAAAGUGAGCAUUAAGUACAUUUUAGAUUCUGAGUGGAACGAACACUUUUUUUUACCAAAAAGCUCCGAUUAUUAAGCAUAAAAUCUUUUCUGAAAGGAAAUUCUUUUUGGGUGGUACUUUAAACAGGUCAUUUUUUAAAAUUCUCAUUAUUAUUCGAGGAUAAUAAAUGAGGAAAAUCUCGGUCUUUAGGUUAAGAAAGAUUGAAAGAUUAAAAAUAAGGUUGUCAUUGGCAACCGUUUUUAUUUAUUUUUUGUUAUUAUUAAGAUUUUAUUAUUUUAAAAUCUUUUUUAAACUAUCAUUGCUGUCAUGGAAACCACAUUGUAAUCAUUUUACCGUAAUAUGACAAAAAUACCGUUUAUUUUAUUGUUGAUAAAGCAACAUUAUCGACUGAACUCGGCUCAGAAUCGAUUUUUCUUUUGCAACCAUUGGUUUAUCGUUGCUUACAGAUAUACACUAAAUUCCCGUCUGUAACCUACCUUCCCAACUUCCCACUUAGAAUAGUGGCUGCACCCACGUGCUAAGUAUGUCCGCCCUUUUUUUUAUUUACGAAAACGUGGAAUUUGCUUUUAUGGGGCAAAAAUAAUUUUUGUUCGCAAACCGUUGUUUAAAACUCAAUUUAAAGCGUUGAAAGGCAUUUGUCCAUUAUUAUACACUGAAAUAUUAUUACUUUUCAACCGUUUAAACAGCUAAUAUACUAUUAUAAUAUCAUCGUUAUUUUGUGAAUCGCAAUUUAUUAUAAAUGCGAACGUUGCUUAUUUACUUGUGACGGAACCGCUAAUCAUUACACCGUGAUUGUUAAUCACAAAUUUUACGCUCGUGUUGCGGUAUAUUAUUGAGUUUCCAUGUUACGGUGAUCAAACAAUUGCGUAAGAAACAACUAUGUACUAAUAUAACGAUGUAAUCGUAUAGAAAAACUGUAAUAUUUUCAAAAAAAACUCAACAUAGGUAUAAUAUGAAAAAAUACACAAAAUUAAACUGGAUAGGUAAAGGACGAAUUCUAAGAAACCGAAAUUGGUAUUGAUAUAAUAAUGUCGAUAAUACUUUCGGAAUAUUUAUUACCUAUUUCAAUUUCACGAAACGACAAAUCGAUGCAAAAGCGAUUUCGAAACGAAUCGAUCCCGGAUGGAAAAUCGUAUUAUCAAAAAAGAAGAACACGAAACCAAAUCGAUAAAAAUUGUAUACUCAUAUAAUAUAUUAAAUGGUCAAUGUCGAAAAAUAAUAACACGCUACACUCCUGCCAUUUGAACAAGCGUAUAAAUAAUACUCAAACAAAGAGCUUAGGUUCGUUAGAAUUAUAGAAAAUCUAUAAUCUAAACGUGUAUUAAAAACGAGACGCACAUAAUACGAGGAGAUAAAAGUUCCUGAUAUUGUAUAGUUGUGUGUGUGUGUGUGUGUGUGUGGACCUAUACAAGGCGAUUAAUACUCGAUAAGACAAUGAUUAUCGUGGAAUAUAUUAUAUUUUUUCGGACAAUUUAUAAAACAAGCGGCUUUUUAAAAUGUCACAUUUUCGUUGUUUUUUUUUUUUUUAUCGUCCUAGUGUUUUCUUAAGGAGCGAAACGCAUUAUUCACUAUUGAUUUUAAUAUAGCAACCUAGCAAUAUUGAUAAUGCCUUCAUUAAACGUAAUAUAUUAGUUUACAUAAAUUUGAGUUUUAUGGUGUAUCAUCGUCAUUUGUGUAGCGCAUGGUUCUUGAGGAGCGCUCCAAUACUCUUCCCCUAGUCAUAAAACGGUAAUGAUUUAAGAUGAAAUCAGGAUGUUCCCGGGAAGGUUGAAAGUUCCAGAUUAGCUUUAAUCGAGCGGGUACUGAACAGGAAUUUGUUUCCGGAAAGGUAUGCGCUGUUAGAAAAGAUACACAAAGUCAGAUUGAAUACUUUUCGGACCGAAACUUCGUGCCAGUCCUCUUUGGCUAUCGUUUUAUUUUUAAAUUUGAAUUAUAAUUAUCGCGUCUCACGGAUACCUAUAUAAUAUAUUAUAUAGCUGUGGGAUAUAUAUUAUCCAACGCGAUUAUUAAAAAUUCCGUUUAUGUAUGAUAUUAACUCGUAAACUCGAGACUUAAGUUUGAAAUUCGGGAUCGAACUUUGACGUCGAAUAGAUUAAAUUUGUCGUGCUUUAGUAUUUAAAUGUAAAUAAAUUAUUACCGUAAAUAGAGCGCAAAGUUCCGUUGUGUAUAUACACCGCGAACGUUAUUUCGCAUGUACAGAGCGUUCGUAUUAUUUUUCAUCUCAAUCGGUUCCGCAAUCAUAUUUCCGGUCUAACGAUAAUGACUACCGGUGCGUCGGUGGCGGCGGUGGUGGUAGUGAUGAUGACACUUGCAGUCCCCGACGCAACAUCCGGUUACAUAUUUUGCAGAUUAUAGUCAGGAACGCGACUAGAAGGGUAUGUUAUAAAACGCCACCCCCCCCCACACACACACACACGUUUCGAUUUAAAUUAAAAGUCGCGGCAUUUUGCCCGAAACGAAUCCAAAAUACUAAAAAUUUAUUAUCAUUAUUAUAAUUAUUGUACAAGACUGGGUUUUUCUCAAAAAAAAUUUCAACCGCUUUUAUUACGCCACUAAACGCGUUUGACUAACUCAAAAAAAAAAACAUGCGAGGACGCCCACAGAAGAGAAACAAAAGAGGCAACUGUCCCAACCUUAGGAUUUUUAUCUGAAUGUACUUAUGUCACUCAUAAUGACAUAUAAUUUUACCGUAACAUCAUACAAUGUUUCUAAAAUAAGAUGUUUUCCCCGUUUUGCCCCGGGUGGGAUUUUAUCCUACGGGCGCGUUUAAAACCAUAGAUAUUAAAUAUGUAAAUAUAGAUAUGGCAGUAAUAGUGUUUUUGCGAUCAUGCAGACCAAUGCCUAUACACCGUGAUCAAACCAACGAUAAAAUGGCCUAUGGUACAUUACUUACUAAAUUAUGCUAGCGUUAGCCGCCGUCCUAAUACUCGCCAUUCUUGGAUAAAAUGCGUAGGACUGGUCAAUCGUCUAUCCAUUUUUCUUAUAUGAACAAGACGUGAUUUUUUUCUUUUAAUUUGCCGCCUUCACUAAAUAAAUAUUUAGCGGUCACUUUUAUUUCGAAAUUUAAUCAUAGAGACAAUGCUAAUAUAAUAUAAUCAGUUUUUUUUUGUUUUUUAUUCAUAAUAUCCAUUGAUGUUAAUCCACUGUAGUCAUAUACAAUCAGUAAUAGUUAUUAACAUUAUCUAGACAGUAAUCAGAGUUCAAGUUUAUAGACCACUAUUAUAUAAAAUGGGUUUUUUUUGUCUAUGCGUUGUAUCAGGCAGCUCGAUAGAGGAUAGAGUUGCAAUGAGGGGAUUUGAAUGAUGUUGAAUGUUUUUUUAUGAACUCGUUUUUAUAAUUUAGAAACUUGGUCAGAGAUGGAUUUUAUAUUUAGGUCAAUAUGAAGGGAAUCGAAAAUUCAGAAAGAAAAAAAAAACAUGCUUCAUUCAAUGGUUGUAGUCCAAAGUUCGUCCGCACAAGUUUGGUCCGUUAUAUACGAUAAUUUUCUCAGAGAUUUUUUUUUUUUGCCAUACGUUUUUCGCCUCUGGGACACGCAAGCGUUGCGUAUACGUGUCAUUGCGAUACGGUACGAAUAAACGGAAAAAAUAAAACGCGCGAAAUCGCCGAAAUAUAUGUAUACAGGCGUAUACGGGCGGAUGCGCCGGGCUUGCGAGGACGACGAUCCGAUCGGGUAUUCGACAAUUUUCUCGCGGCGUUCCCCGGGGACCGGCGACCGGCUCGAUACAAAAGUUUCUCGUCAGCGGCGGCGACGGGAGCGGAAUAAUAUUCAAAACGCGUCUCGUAAAAUCGAGGCUGGCGUCGUGCGUAAGCGUGUCGUAUUGUCGUGUACGCGGGGACCGUGGCCGGGCACCGCGGAACGGCCGAGAGCAAACGAAAUCCCGUCCGUUCUCCAGAAAAUAGUCGUAUUAACCACGAACCGCCGAACACGAGUAGUCUGAUCCGCGUAGCCCCCGCACGGCGAUGUUUACACGCUCCGGUUGUCUCGGUCGCGUAGUUUCGCGGCGAGCCGCUCUCAAUGGGAUUUGAUUGUGUUUGCGAAUAAUCAAUGGCAAUAUUAUAAUGCGCAACGUCGCCGUCGUCGUCAUCGCCGCGCACGAGUUUAUACAUAUAUUCACGUAACAACAAUAAUAACAUUAUCAUAAUAUCGUAUUAAACUGCUGCCGAGAGUGCCUGUGCCGCCGGCGCCGCCCGCGUAUUUACCUUGAUCUCGAUCCGGUAACGUCGGCGGGCAGAGCGAAUUAUUUUCGGCCGGUUUCCGCGCGCCGACGUCUACAACGGCCGAGCGCGCCAAAGUCGCGGCCGUGUUGCGUUCGCGGCCGGAUAGCGACCGGGACACGCGGCAUCGCCGUACAUUCGUAUUGACACACGGGGCUCUCGACGUGGGCCGCCGGCGUUUAUCCGACAACCGGUCCUGCAGUUCUGUGCGCUCGCGGCGACGGUACGACCAGUGCGGCCGCGGUGUGGCGGGACUCGACGUCCGGCCGCGCGUGUCGGUCGCCGGUACCGGCGAUUCAUAGGCGUACAACAUUCGAAUGGGCCGCCGUAUCCCACCCACGGAUAACCGGGUACGGUCGGCGGCGCGCGCGGCGUUCGUCGUUUAAACCGAGUCGCGGCGGGGAAAGGUCGAUUUUUUUUUUGUCGAACCGUUAUUGACAAAUUUGAAACCGGUUUUUAGACUCGUAUUGUCGCGGGUAGAAGAAAAUUCUACGGCCGAUUCGUGAUUAUUACGUUGAGGACAUCCCCCCGGAGACGACCUCUUCGAGUAGUUAUACACCUUGUCAGUACUAUAACAUUGAUACCGUAAUGACUUCGGGGAGACGUCAAAAUACAACAUCGCGUUGGAUAUUUUUCACGUGAAUAGUAAAAUUUAUUCUGUCGGCAUAUCGUUGCCAAAUAACGUAUUAUACAGUUUUCAGUUUCGCUGUUGUUCGCGUUCUGUCCAACCGUUCACACGGUGACUUGUUCGCAACUGUGUAUAAUCGUCCACUGUGUGUGCGUGUGUAUGUGUGUGUGUGUGUGUGUGUGUGUACAUCAUAAAUAUUUCAGAAGCGAUUGAGCCGCAAACGUCCAAAUAUUGGAGGGUCCGAACGACCAGUUAGCAGGGAGUUUUCCAGAUUGCCUGGUGACCCGAUAUUCGUACAUACCAUAUUUCUUACUCGUAUUACCUGAAAACUUAGUAAAAUGUUCCGCCAGGGCACAUAUUAUGUUCCUAGUAGCUAUUGAGUUUUUUUUUUUAUAAAGUUGUAUUAAGUUUAUUUUAUACACACAUUAAAAUGUAUACCGACAAAAUCACUUUUCUGCGAUUUUCGACGAACGCUCCCCCAUCGUUAGCUUCGCCCGUGUCACAUGUAAACGCGUAUUUAGCUCCCGUCAAUCGAGAAUCCCCGCUUCGCCACCGGUUCAUAUGUCGAAACGCGAGAAAUAUUUCACUCGGUACGGUCUGCGCGUGUUUUAUCGGGUGGUCCGGAUAAAUUCAAAUUUCCCGACUGGAAUUCGGUUCCCCGCUCUGCCCCCCAAACACCGUCGCAGGCUUUUGCGUUUGUAAUAUCAUAGCGGGAUUAUAUAUAUAUCUGUACGUAAAGGUUUCUUGAACGGCCGACCCGAACGAAUUUGGACUCGUUUCGCCCGCGUUCGAAUGAACAGUGGAAAUAAUAAUAACAACAACAACAACAACAACAACAACGGCGACGACGACGACCACGACAACAAUUGCAUUUGAAUAUAUUUAUUCAACGAGCGGGCUCGGCGGAAAACAAUUUACGGGUUUUAGUCGUCGUAUAAUUACAUUGUUCGUGACGAAAUUAUAAAUUUGUGCGCCGCAAAGGCCCGGCCGCGGAUCUUUCGUUAUAUUGACUUUCGCGAGGUCCCGACUGUAAUCGCCCGCGCGAUCGUUCCGAUUUCCCUAUCGUCGUGACGAUUGUUUUCCCGUCGUAUUUGUCCCGCGGGGCGAUUAUCAUAUUUCACGUCGAAGUAUUCGAGACUACGCGGCAAGUUUUAAUUUCUCUCGGUGUUCGUUCGACGCGAAUUUUUAAUACCCAAAAGGGAUGUAAUAUUAAAACGGCGAUGUUACUACUACCAGUGCUGCAGAAGCCCGUCGGUCCGCCGCAUCUGCCGAAAAUUAAAUUUCCAAUUACAAUUGCGUUACAGUAAUAAUUAUCCGUGGAAAUAAAAAUAUCCGGCGCGAUGUUUAAUUAAACAUUAAAUUAUCGUCGUUCAAAAAAAAAAAAUAAAAAAAAAAACAUUCGCAAAGUGUUUAAUUCUAUUUACCGGGGAUAAUAUAAAAUAACUCGACGGCGGCGCGCUCUAAUUAAUUUAUAGUUUAGACUCGAUUUAUAUAUAGUAGGUUUAUACGGACGAUAAAUUAAGUUUUUCCAUUAACGGCGGGAAAGUCGUCGUCUACUGUUCUUAUAAUAUAGUACGCAAUCCACGUGUGAACUUAUCGUUUUGCAUUCUAUUAUUAUUUUUGUUGUUCCCCCCCCCCGCCCCGUUUAUAUAAUUUAUUAUAUAUACACGGAAAGUUAUACGAUCGUAUAAGUUUCGUACGAGAAAAUUGCAAUUAUCUUCUGCUGCAGCGCGGUAUCUCGUUUCAAAAAAAAAAAAAAAAACCCGCGUUUUCGCGAUAAAAGUAGGACGCAAACAAACAAAUUAUCAGAAGUAUACGUACAUCAGAGAGACUUCCGUCUAGUUUUAUUAUCAAAUACGCUAUGUAUCGAUUCGCGACAAACGCUAUCCCCCCUCCCCUUUCCUUCGUCCUGUACCCCGUACUAAUUGCGCUCAAGACCCGUAUGUAAUAUAUAGACGAUGGUAUAAUAGUCUAUUUUUAUUUCGACCAUGACGUUUUGUGAAAAGCUUUCGUUCACUAUCUAUUAAUACAUGUCUGCACGUUUAUUUCAAAUUGAACUUUAACUAUUUUGUUUUUUUUUUUUUUUUGUUAUCGGAUACGCCUUAGGAUUUUCAUGACUGAGGGGUCUAGGAUAGUUAUAGUUCCAACCCGAAAUUAACUCGGCCACAAAUAAAAAAAUACACGUCUACAACAUCACGUUUUUUUUCUUAGCAUUUUCCCCGAAAAUAGAGACUAUAGAUAUUGGGCUUGUUGAAUGCAUUAUUUUUCCGCUAUUUUCGGACAUAUCGGAUCACUCUGGACCAAAUGAGCUCGAACCCGGUAGUUAGAAUUGUUUUUUAGGCGGAUUGAAUCGUGGGUUCAACCCGAAGUUGACUUAAGUCAUCAAUAUGAAUUUUAUUGAACCGCGUUUUUGCGGCAGGAAGAUGUUCUUUAGCUUUCUACACACCAACAAACCUCUUAAUCGAAGCCAGGGAAUGUAAUGUUAUAUGUCGACGGCAUUAGUAUCGAGGAUGUCCUUUUUGGGAGCUUAAACUUUCAAUCCCUAUCUUUACAAUUUUUGUGGUCAAAUUUAACCAAUUUUACAAUUGUAGUAUAGCAUUUACAGUAUUAUUCUAUUAUGCUAUAUACUAACAUACUCAUAAUAAUAAAGCCUAAGAGCGUAAUAUAGUGUUACCAAGGCAAUAAAUAUAUUUCUUUGUGUGCAUAAUAUUUAAUGCGUAAACAAAAUUGUAAAAAUGCAAAAAAAUAGGUCAGGGCUAAGAGUCGAACCCGAGUCUGCGCAGAACGGCUCAGGUUAUCCCAUAUUGUCUGACACGCGUUUGACCGCCUCGUCUCCCCUGACGUACUAAAACCGUUGAUUUUAACGUUAUCUAAGUAAAUACAUAUUCAACAACAUUAGAAAAACAAUGUUAACGGCAAACAAUUAAAACGUUUUAUUUUAAAUUUGUACGGCUUGCGUUUUCUACCAUGAAUAUUGCUCCAAUAGAUAAACGACAAUAGACCUCUUUUGUUACAUUUUUAAUAUAGUUCACGAUUAAGUUAUUGGGUUUUUGGUUUUCAGAUUCUGAGUGAAACGAAGAAUGUAUUGGUUUUACUAUGAUGCUUUUUUUUAAAUUUAAUUUUUAAUUUUUUUUUGUUUAUGAUAUGCACACACACAUUUCCGUCAUUCCGUUGACGAGAUAUUCCACUUUUAAGUUUGGGCUGAAGGAGAGUGGUGGUGCAUUAUCAACGCGUCGCGCACCGUACCGCCACACAAAUAAUACUCCACUAAAUAGAUCACCCGGUAUAUUGUUGACAAAGCAACACUAUUAACCGGACACCGCUCAGAAUUGUUUUUCGUUAGAAAUGGUUAAUUGUUGGAUAUUCAGAUAUGCAUUAAAUUUCCCCUCUACCUUCUCAACUUCCUACCAACAACAGUGGCCUACCCAUUGUGCAAAUAUUAAUAUAUUAUUAUGUCAGUAUUUUGUAUUUCAUCACUGGGAUUCAAUUAAUACGUCUCUGGCUCGUAUUUGAUGUUGUGCCAUCUUCGUUUUCGAUCGUAAUUAUAAUAUGAUGUGUAUAUUUUUUUAGAAAUCACGGCACCACAGACUCCAGGAGGCCCACAGCAAUAACAAUGACGAUAAUAACGUACAGACGCGUUAUCAUUCACCUGUGCCAACGAUCAAGACCGGCGGCAGCGACGAAUACGUGGAAUCGGAAGACGACCCGGAUGAAGAUGACGACGGGGACGAGGGUGAAGACGAAGGCGAGGAGUCGGCCGAACUGUUGGAGAAACAAAGUAAGUCGCAUACAAUAUAUACUUAUAUACAUAUUUAAUACGAGCAUAAUAUUAUGUAUGCUUGAGUCGUGCGAGUCAUAUCGGGGGGCAAAAUCUGACCCCCUUUCGUGUGACUUUUAGCGGAUAUUUUUUUCCGGACGAAAAUAACGCCGUGAUACUCGGAGAUAACAGCGCGGCCCUACGGCAUCGUAUACGGGUCGGGUAGAGCUAAUUUUUUCAAUCUUCUCCAUAAAAGUGCAUUUUAUAUUACUCGAACCGGCGCGGUCACGGCGGCUAUGCGAUCAAAGUUUUUUUUUUUUUUUUUCAUUUAUAAAGCUCUCUUUCACUUCAAAAACUCGUGUGGUUUUUGAUAUUUAUCCGUCGAUAAAGUACAGAUGAAAGCGAACUACGGGAUCAGUGUCGUGUGAAUUUACUAUAAGGUAUUGAACCGAGUUGUCGGACAUUGAAUUUUAUAAGAGAGACGACAUCACAGUAUAGGAUAAUUGUAAAAGAAACGAGAAUGUUGAGGUGGAUGUGUGACGUGAACCAUGUAUGAUGGGAUUAGGAAUUAAUUUAUGUAUUCUAUGAAUAUAUAGUGGACAAUUUCUAGAGAAGCCAAAUUAAAGUGGCUACCUCGGGUGAUCGCCGCGAUACCAAUUUUCGAUGUACCUAUAUGACGAAAAAUGCCGCAAAAAAAGAAAUUAUCUUUAUAAUCUUCAAACGAAUUAUUAAUUUUCUUUUUCUUCUCCGUCACCUUCGUUCUAAACUUCUAAUAGCCCCGGGUUCCCAUCUCGUAUACACUAACCGUCCUCAUAUCAUUAUCAACCACCUCUUUUUUAGUCUUUUUCUCCACCUCUUUUUUUCUCCUACGUUUAUUUUCAUUGCAAUUCUGACUAUUUUGGAAUCAUCUCGUCCUGUGACAUGCCCACGCCAUCUCGGUAUAAUUACUUUACUAUCAAUAUAAAAUACACAAUAUGGAUUUUUACCGUUUUGAAUAUUUACUUGUUUAUACUUUUUUAUCUUAACGCGUUAUGCAUUUAUUAUGGCGCAUUAUUAUGCGAUUAUCUUUAUAUUGAUAUUAAUAUUGUAGGUACGGUCAGGUUAUGCAAGGAUCGGUUACAUAAUAAUGUUGUAACGUAUACAUGCGUAUUACAAAAUGUACGAAAAUAAUGUAAAUUAAUAUUUUCGUUGGGAAAAUUCACUCGGAAAUCGGCACUUGGACCCGUUAUUUAAAACGAACGGUAUCGUUUAAAAUAAUAAAUCGAAAAUAUUGUUGUUCGGUCAGAAAACUAGGGUCUCGUAUUUUAAUAGUGUUUUAUGCGUUUGUUUAUAUUGACGAAUAGCGUCCUCACGGGGUUCUGGUUUCGCGGGGUGAGGGGAAUCGUAAGGGGAGGGGGGAGGGUUAUAAUUCAUUAUUAAUAAUAAAUAAUGAUAAUGUACAAACCGCUAAACGCGCAUAAUUUCUGUACCAGACGGCGCAUUAAAAUAUUGUAUACCGCAGUAUAUAGGUAUAUGUAUUAUUUUUACACAGAGUGAUUAUUUUUAUCAUCGGUGGUAUUAUUAUUAUUAAUAUUAUUGUUUUAGUCGAAUUAAUAAAUAAAUUACAGGACUGCGGUAUCAUUCACCGCGGCUGCAUAGCAGUUCGGCGUAUCGGAUUGUAAUUAUUUCGGUUCUGGCGCGUUUUAAACAAAAUGGUUUUCGUAUUAUUUAUCGGUCCGGGAAUUUCUCGUCGCGGUGAAAUCCGCCGCGCUACGUUUAUUACAAUAUUAUUUUAAUCUCGGUCGAGUUUCAAACAUUAUUCGCGUUUUAUAUUAUACGCUGCACAUCCGUCGCACUCGGCUCUGGAUCCGGCGUUUAGAAUAUAAUUAUUAACAAAAAAAAAAAAAUUAUAAUAAUAAUGAAUAUCGAAUUAACGUUCUCGUUACCGUUAAAAUAUUUAACUCGUGUUUGCGUUCUGGCGGAUCGUGAUUUAAAAAAAAAAAAAUACGUCCCAUUCAUCGUUCGCUAAAGUGGAUUCUCCGUGUAUACACUUCCGCAAAUAUCGAAAAUAAAUACGAACAAUCUAAAUGGCUUCGGGGCAAUGAAUAGUUCAGAAGCUAAAAGUAAAGUUGUUAUAGAUGAAUGUUUUUGAUUUGUUUCAAUUCACUUGGACGUUAAGAAAAAAAAAAAAAAAUCAGAAUGUUAGAAAAUAAUUUAGUUAUUUAAUUAUACAAAUAAUUUUUUUUCAACUUUUUAAAUCGCUACUAAUUUUUUUAACAGAAUUAUAACAAAAAAACUAAAUCGAAAAUAACAAAACCGUUAUUUCCGUAUACAUUCCCGUUCUUUCUACGUUUUUCUCGGUUUUACCAAUUGUUUUGAAAAUUACACGAGAAAUACAAAAAAAAUGACUUUGAUAAUACACCAACUUAUUCUAAAAUGCGACAAAAAACGUUAUUGGCGUUUUUCGAUUGGAGUAAAUUAUCUGAUAGAAAAGUUGUUUACUGACUGAAAAAUAAAACACAUUUUAGUAAAACCAAUACAGAUUGUUCGCUCCGUUCAGAUUCUAAUCUAAAACCGAGUACCUAUGUUUCAUGCAUUUAUUUUUCGACGAAAAUAACGUAUUCUAUGUGAAUAUUAUUACCACAUAACGAGACGAGCGUAUUAAAAAGUCUAAAUAUUAUUGUAUAGAAAAUUUAUUUAUGAGUGUAUAGUAAAGGGCAAUAGUAAACAAGUAACUUUUUCCUUGACUACGUUAUCAUUUUUUUGAACAUUUUGUAACUUAAAAUAGUUACUCGAAUAAAUUUAAUUAGAAAAUUAACACUAAACAACUCAACCUAACAACUUAAAUAAAUUUGAAAAAAAAAAGAAAAACUAAAUAAAAUCUCUCUUGGUUUCCAGAAUAUAUUGAACUAUUGGUUUUUUUUUUUUUUUUCAUUUAAUAUCGCCAACGAUUUUUCGACCGAACAAAUAGCGAAAAAAAAAUAUAAAAUCAAAAAAGGUUUUUCGUUUGCAGGAUAUAUACGAAAUACCCGUAGGUUGAGAUUCACAAAAAAAAAAAAAAACACCGGACCCCGCUCGCAGUUAUUCGAUAUUUCUCGAGGGGAAAACGAAUAUUAUAGUAACGAACCCACGUGCGUGGUAUAUGCACUUACGCUUUGUCGUAAAUAGUAACGACAACAACGGUGGUGCGUUGACUUAAUAUCAUCAGGCAAGUUUCGAAUUAUUUGCCUCCCCUCUGAUCCGCUUUUCGGAAAUUGCCCGACUUAAUAUUGCGAACGGUCGUAAUUUUGAAUUCAAAUCGUCACGCGAUUGUUCGCCCCGAUGCAUCAAACGAUGAUUAAUAUUUCAACACCUUUAUGUUUCGGACUGCCGUACCUACGAUUUAACGCGCGUUUAUUCGAAAAUAUUCCGUAUGGUUCACAUAUGGUCGGCAUAACGUAAUACACUAAAUUACCUUAUCUACUUUUUGACAAAUUUUUUUUAAUUUUUUUUUUUAGCAAAUUUAUUAAAUAAGCAAAUCGAAAACAGUACAUUUACCGUCACUUUUGUUUCUAAUUUUGAUUUUAUAUUCUGAAUGGCGCAAAGAAGCUUGUAAUGUUACGGGGAUGUUUAUUAUUAUUAUUUUUUUUUUUAUGUGACCACUUUAUCUACCUGAAAACUUACUUCGAUGUAUCUGAUGAAGGCUUUUUUCUGAAAAGAAAUUUUUUUGCGGUAGUAUUUAAUGGAGUUCAUUUUUUUUAUUUCUCCGUCUGUUUUUCCAAUGUGCGGGUAGUAACUCUGAUAGUGUGAUAAUGGUCAUGAUGGUGACGAAAAACUGGAACGUAGUCAGACGGUGAGUUUAUUUUUGUUUAAGACAUAGGACUUUUAGUUAGAUAUUUAAAAAUGUGUCGUCAUUGUACUCGUUAUCGGAUCUUUUUUCAAUGAUACCCCGCACCUAGAUCAUUUUUUCUCACAAAAAAUGUUUUUCUCUUGUUGUAAGAAAUCUUCAAAUUAUUUACACCAUUUCUUAAAAGCUACGGAUUUGUUGUCAGGUAGAGCUGUAAUUGAUAAUUUUUUCUAUAUUCCGGAUAGUUUUUUCUAAAAAAAUACAAAAUUUCGAUUACACGAAAAAAAAACCGUCCAAUUCUAUAUUAGUAAUAACAUUUUAAAUGAUAAUCCUUAAAUAAUAACUUUUUAUAAAUAUUAGGCAUUUAUAUUUUACAAGUUUUUUGUUUGACUUAUCCUUUCAAAACGGGUGAUUUUAAUAGAAUCUUCCCCGAAUUUCCCCUGCGGCAGACCAAAUAAGCUUAAGCUUGCGAAUUAGAGUUGUUUUAUUAGUGGAUUGAAAUGAUAUAAGUUGGAUAGAAUUUCGCCUUGUUUUUUCCGGAGAAAGAUGAUUUUCGUUUGUAGCUCGAACACUCCUGCAUACCCUCCAAAAAGAAGGGUUGAAUAGUGGAAUAAGUGGAAGACAUUGUAGGUGUUCAGCUUUCAAUCAACAUCUCUACUAUUUGUACGCACACUUAUUGCGAUUUUCACAAAGAAGAAUAAUGCAAUAGUAUAUAAUAUUAUAUAGUUAUAGUUAUAUAAUAUUACAGUUGAUUAUAUCAUUGUAUUAUAAUAGUAAUUCGAUUAUCUAUCGUUUUACAAAGAACAUUUUUGAAAUACAAAAUAGUCAGAAGGGAACAGUAGUGCUCUGCGGCUCACGGGUGUUUUUGUGUCGAACAUAUUUUCGUCCCCAGACUUUUUGACCGUUUACCCUCGUGUUUACCGUAUACGGUUUUCGCAAAAGCGCGUAAUAUUUUACACUGUUAUUAUAUCGGUAAUAAUUUUUCGCGUUCGCCCCAAAACACGCUCUAUUCACGUUAAGUCGUAUUACCACCGAACUCGGGUCGUUAUUGUAUGGGUUUUAUUGUAAUAAUAAUAAUAAUAAUAAUAUUAUAAUACCUCGACGGGUGCAUCUAAAACCCGAGUAAUAAUAAUUUACGGUCUCGCCACGAUGAUUUAAAGGUGGAUUUACAUUAGAUAUAGCUUUCGGAGUUUUAGCGGUUCCAGUUAUGUAACCGGAUUUUUCCAUUUUCAUGUAGCCAUAGGCUGCAGAUUAUCGGUAGGCCGUGGAUUUAAUAAUAUUUUGUAAAAAAAAUAGCACAAAACCCUUGAAAAUAUACGAUUUUACUAUGCAGCUCUAAAGACUCUUAGUUUUUUUAAAUAGGUGUGCGGGUAAGCUGAUAGGUCUGCAGCUAAAUGGGCGUUUCGGGUCCUUUACACGAUUACUGAAGAUUACCAAUUGUUCGGGUUGCACAUUUUUUGUUGACUGAUGAAUUUUAAGAUGCUUGAUUUUUUCUUCGAGGCUUAUCAAUUACAGCAAAACUAACGAAUUUGAAUGAUCGAUGCACGAUCAUGCAGAGCCUCUUUGGAUAACCAAAUAGGCAGUACGUCGUACUUGAACUAGUAUCAAUUAACAUUAUUAUUAUUAUUAUUUUUUUUUUUUUUUUUUGUAAAUUGCAAUUUAUUGGAUUCUAACAAUAUAAUACUUUUUUGUUUAUAUAUAAAAGGGAGAGACGCGGGAUCUUCUAUCAUUAAGCGGGUUGGUGGGCUGGACAAAUUCACCGGUAAAUUCUCUGGUGAUGCACCUAAGUCCACGCUACCGCUGAUUUUAUCGAUAUUAAUAACAAUAAUAUAAUAGUGAUCUCGCGCCUCUAGCAGGUUACUGUCAACAAAAUUUAAAAAAAUAAAAAAUAAACGCUAAAGGGUCUAGUGCGAAUUCCCUUUUAUGCCCGGAAGAAGAAAAGAAAAACUAAAACAAAACCCCUUUUUAUUUUCCAAACGAUUACGAUAAUAUCGUCGUCGUCGUGACAUCAAAUCGUCGCGCAUUAUAAUAAUACGAUUGUAUUUUAUUAUUACGUCGUGGAAAUACGGCCGUUCCGUGAGAACAAACGACAUCUGUCGACGUGCUUCUCUCGAAAACGCGUAUUAUUUAACGUCCGUUAUGAAUAAAAAAACGAUAAUAUUACACGGUAUACGAAAAACGGGCUCCGAUGUUGUCGUAUGUGUCGGCCCGGCACCGAGAGGGCCCGGGAGACGAAUUUUACAACGGGGUUUAAAAAAUAAUAGGUACACUACAUACCUUUCGCGAUGAUUUUAUAUCGCGUAUAAUAUUUAUAAAUAUCCAGUAUUUUAUUCGUUAGUUUUUUAUAGCGAACGCUUUGUAAAACAUGAACAAAGUUCAAACGAUAUAAACUUCGACGGUUUCGUAUCGUUCCCAGGAUAAAAGGGCUUAAGUCAAUUUUGAGUGUAGUUUUCAAUACAAACAAAUUAAAUUUGCAACAUACAUUUGGUACUUUCACUUAUACAUAAACUAAUACUAAUAAUACAUCACAUACAUUAAUUUUGAAAUACACGUCUGCAAUUCAGUCUAAAAUAUAAGGGAGGGGAAAUUACAUUAAUUACAUAAAAUUUUAUAAAAUAAAAAUGUCCAAUAAUGAAACCUUUUUUCCGAUGAACUGAAAAUAUAAUAUGUACAAAUAUUAAUUAUAAAAUCUAUUAUUAUUUAUGUAAAUGGUGAAAAAGUAAAUUGGCACUGUUAUUCGUAUAACGGAUUUGAUGUGCUAAUUGCAACGUGGAAUGUAUUGAAUUUACUAUGAUGUGUACCUUUCCUUUUUUUUUUUUUUUAUGUCAUUGAACAAUGCUCCUACCAGAAGUCUUGAUCUGAUUUUCAUGAGUAGUAACAAAGAUCUCCAGAAAUCAAAUUUCGUCUAGUUUGUGCAUUGGUGUUAUGAAUAAAUUAGGAAAAUCGGGAAAAUUUACUCAAUAACGGCUUCCGUUAUUUUUUUUUUUUUAUAUUCUUAUAGUUCGGUAAAAAAAUCGCAGUUCUUCGAUUGAUGCGUGAAUACAACAUUUUUUUUCGGUCUCGUUUAAAUAAUCUCGUAAUUUCGAUACGAUGUCCGUUUAUAAUUUUGAUCAACGUUCGCAUACCUACAAUCGGUCUUGUAUAAAAAUACUCGACAAUUUGAUAUACAAGGGUGAUCAUGAGUUUUUCUUUUUGUUUCGUUUUAAUUUCUCAUUAUACUUACACAACUUUUAUAAGCAAAUUAGAGUGCCAUUUACAUAACAAAAAAUAACCACUAGGUAGUAGCGUAGUCGUUGUUAUUCCCAAGCGACGACGACCGGAAUAAUAAUCGAAUAAAAAUAAUAAUAAUAAAAAAUAUCUUGAUCCUGCACGCCCGCGCGCUGUUAAAUUGCCUAAUAAAAGCGCCGUCGUUGAUGACCGAGCCUUUUUAUUUUUUCUGUUUCAGUCGCGUGAAAGACCGGGAUGACGUCAUACGGAUGCUUCCGGCAGCUGAAAAUAAUGUCAAUAAUGAUCUCUAUAUAACACAUACUUUUCGUAGUCGUAAAAAAAGACCCCCAAUUGCUCGUGUUGCCCGAAACCGUGACGGCACGUUUAAAUAUCCCUCGUAAAUAUUUUCUCUUCAACACGUCAAAGUUGAAAAAUGCGCAUCGGAAUCAAUUAAAGCGCAUGCACAAUUAGCAGAUUGAAAACACAACACGCAAUUUUUUUCCGUUUUGGCGAUUUUGCCAGUAUUCUCCAUUAAAAUAAUUCGCGUUCCAUGCUAUACGCGUGGUACGUAAUAGUACGUUCUAAACUUACACGAUCGCGUGAAUUUCCGGUGUCUGCAGAUGCUUUCAAAAAACAAAAAAAAAAAAACCUGCUCUUUUAUUAUACGUUAUUCUCCGCGCGUUUGUCGCAUUCUAUAUCCAAUAUCGAACUGAAAAUCCACUGCGAGUAGCACGGAAAACACUCGGGUUCGUAUUAUAUAUACACGAUCGUACGUAUUUAAUUUGAAUCGAGUUUGACUCGUUUUUUCCACUUCAGGGUUUAAUCGUGUUAUCGAACAGACCCGAAUUCGGAUUACUUAUUAAACUGUUAAGUUUUUCCUUCGUGAAAUCGAAUGUCUUAAACGUCUUUAGAGUCUGUUCGGGUGAUUUUUUUUCGGGAGUAAGUCGAUUGCAGAACUAAUAUUAAUUGAUUUAGAUGUACCGAUAUCCUCAUUUAUUGUUGGUUUUUUUUUUUUUUAAUUUGUUUUAAAACUUUUGAGAAUCUGAAAAAAAUAUUCAAAUGAAAUACUAUCGGCCGAAAAAUCUCCAUCUUUUAUGGUACAAAGUACAAUAUUGAUCAUUUUAAUCAACCGAAAAUAGCGUUUUCCACGAAAAAAUUACACUCAGAAUUAAAAACAAAAUAUUCUCGUAUGUGACUUUUUUUUUGUUGAUCUGUGAAUUUAACUAAUCAAUCAGUUACUGUGUAUUUUUAGGCCGUUGGUAUGAUUAAAGUAGAGAUGAAUUUUUUUAGGAUUUAAAUUUUGAUUUCUCCUUUUACAUCGCUGUUUAAAUUUGUUUAAAAGAAUACGCCGGUAAAACCGUUCUCUACUUUAGUUUAUAUCUUUUAAAAGAACCAAAGUAUAUAUUAUAAAAUAUAGUAUACGAUUAUAUUAUAAGAAAUUUCUUCAUCAAGAGCGUUAGUGACAUUGAAAUUAUCCGUCCGAAAAAUUAUUUGAAACGCACGUACAAAAAAUAACGGCAAAGUCGAAAAUAUAAAAACGACCAAAAAUAUAAAAUAAUAACGUUAAAUCGUCCGUCUUUUCUUUUGUCAAAUUAUACUUUCAAAAAACAAUUUUACUCUCGUACUCUUGUUUUUCUCUCUUUUUUUUUGUUUUUAUAGUUGUCAAUCUUCAGAGAUCGGUAUGCAACUGCACUCCAUCGGCUGUCGUCCUCUUUAAUUCUUAGUGAACAUAGUAAAUGCGUAUCGCAUCUUUGAUGUUUCGAGGUCUGUUGUAAAUAUUAUGUUUUUUUAGCCUAGUUCAUGUGCACGUGUAGACCACAGGUUCCGCUCUCCAAUGCAAUUAAUAGCUGUACAACAGACCUUCGCGUUUGAUUGAUAUGGCCAAUCAAUUCUCAUCGAACUUUUCAAUGGUUGUUAUUCUUCCAAUAUAGAUGCUCGAUAUUUAUCAAGUCUUCAUUUGUUGCACUCUCUGGCCGGCUUAACGUUAUUCUGUAGCGCGGUGCAAUACCCAGAUAUAGGAAAUUGUAAUCGCACGGUGGCCUGCAGCACGACUUACGCCGCGAAAAAAAAAAACGCCUCGCUUAAAUCCGAUACUGUUCCAAGAAAGUUUCUUGUCCUCGAUAGAAAACCCGAAACCGAACACCUCGAGUCGUUCAGAAAUCAUAUCGGGUAGAAAUGAACAAGGGCCAAAUGGUCGCGGAUAGUUCAUCGCGUUAUAGAGUAGUCUUGUGACGGUAUUAUGAUAUUUUAAAACGGGACCGGUUGUUAACGGCGAAACAUUGUGACCGGCCCCUCGUCGGUUUUCAGACGCGUUUUUUUUUUUGUCUAUUUGUACCGUACGGAUUUCGUUAAACCGUACAAUUAACGUUUCGUUAGGACUUAAUAAUGCUGUAAUAAUUCUUUUUCUUUUCUUUUCUUUUUUCUAAUAUUACACAAACAUUAUUGUGAAGUUAAACAAUUUCGAACCAGCAAACGAACUUUUGUUGGUGUUUUUUUUUUUUUUGUCGUAAAUUAUAAUACUGUUUGUGACUAAGGUCGCGCGUUAGUAUACAGGGUAUCUCACAUAGAUAUAACCAUUGCAAUAUCUCGGAAAGUGUAUAGGUUUGUUGUUGGAGCACUUUGAACAAUCCGCGUAAAAAACUCGUUGCUGCCCGUGCCUACAAUCAUUAUUACCGUAGUAUUAUAGGUAUUGCAUACAAAAUAUUGAAUUUUCAUAUUAGCCCGCGACUUAUUAAACUAUCUAAACACGAGUGUAUUAUUAAAAAUAACACACGUCAUUAUUAUUAUUAUUGCUCGGCCCGGACACGAUUAUUGCGGUUUGCGAGUUUGUAUAAAUUAAAAUUACACCAUCACACGUCAUGUUGUCAUCGACCGAUUUCAUUAUUUUAUAUACUAUAAUAAUAGUGGAAACAUCCGGUCGUCCGGUAUGUUCGUCACCGAUAACGACGACGCGUCGUUGUUUACGAGUUUUUUCGUUUCGUUAUUAUUUUCCGGACGUGUACGAAUAUUAUUAUGAUAAUUUCGCAAAUAAUCUCGACGUUUUACAUUAUAAAACGGCGAAUAUUUCAACACGAAUAAUUAUUAUAUUGUCCGCGAUGGCGGGCUGCGGCCAGGCGGUAAACUUUUAAUAUAUGGGCAGAUUAGACGCGGUAAUCUCUACAAUUGAAAUUAUUAUCUCUGUAGAAACGGUGGAAAAUGAUCAGAUAGCGCCGAUGGGCGUACCGCUGUUGUCGGCGCGAAGUUGCGAAACUGUUCAAUUUCGAAUCCGUAUGCAACGAAAAUCGAUUCUGAACGAAGUUUGCGGUCAAAUUAAUAUUUUGAAAUGAUUGUUUACGGUUUUCGUCGAAAUGUAAACUUUAAGCACGCUCAAGUUUUUUUGGUUGACCACUAUUAGUACAAAUAUUUAUGACGAACUUUGUAUACAUUUCUCAAGUAUUUCCGCUUGAACAAUUUCAUCCGCGUAAAACUCAAUUAUAACUACUAAACAAAUUCAAAAAACUUAAUUGUCUAUAAAUAACUCGAAAUUCGGCAAAACGAUUUGACAAUAUUACUAAGCUUAUAAAGUACGAAUGUAUAAGUAGUCUGUGGAAAAUUCAGGUCUCUUCGAUUAUUUCAGACGAAUAUGAAUCGUAACAGAAACCUAUGAAGAUUUAUGAUGGUAGAACGAUUGUCCGCGCAGAGAAAAAAACAUAUUUCAUAAUAAAAUUAGCGAACAGUAAUUUUACAUUAAAUUCGUAAUUCUCAAUAAAAUCGAACGAUUGACUACUUUUUGUUGAGUUGAUAAAAAAAAAAAAAAUCUCAAAAAUAAUAUCAAUAAUAUUCUAUUUAGAAGAUAUUGUAACGACCAUGGUGUUUAGGGAAAUUCUAAAAGUCCCACGGACUGAACGAACUAGUUUCAAACUGAAUAAAGGAAAAACACCUUCUUUAUGGAAACGUAUUCAAUAUACAGAAGAGAUAAGAUUUAAUAAUUUUACUUAAGGACAAAAGCUUAGUAAAAAUAAUAAUCAAAGGAGACGUUAAAUAAUGCGUGGGUUUCGUGAAGCACGCAAACUGUAGUGACACGGAUCAAAAGAAUGCGCCCAGUUAUGGGAGUUAUGAAGAGCUCAAACAAAACUUAUUUUAGGAUUUUCGACAAUAUCGAAAAAAAACGAAAGACUAUGGAAAUUAUUUCUCGAUAAUAAUAUAAUAAUUAUCACAUUGUUGUGACUUGGAAAUCGAUAUUUAGACAUUCGAUAAUAUCGAAUUGUGUAUACGAGUGCACCCUAUACAUGUAAUAUCGAAAAACGUUUACCUAUUGUAUUCGGAUUUCGUCGUCGGGGGUUAUACUUUCAUUUAAUUUAAAUUUGGAAUAUUUAUUAUGCGUACUGCCGGGUAUACAUUAUAUUAUAGUUGACCGGGGUUACCGGAGCGUCUCGCGUUUCGUUUUUCAAUUAUUAUUUAAAAAUAAUAUUAAUAAUAAUAAUAAUAAUAAUCAUAAAAAAAAUCAAUGCCGUCUCGAUGUGCGUGUGUCGUUACGUGCUGCGUUUGUGUGUGCGAACGAAAAAAUAAAAAAAAAAAAAAAAAAAACCCGCGGUAAAAUAAUAAUACCGGCGCGAUAAAUAUUUGUUUAACCUUAAAACUACGCGCGCGUAUAAAACUUAUUUCGCCGUUCCUUCCUUCCUUUUACUUCCAUUUAAUAUUCCCCGGCCGUUAUUAUUUUUCCGCGAAGAUUUAGACGGGAAAUAUUGCGGGGGCAAAAGUUUUUUCGUUAUAUACCGAUUUAUACCGGGCGCGGUAGAUAGGUACCUAUAUAAUAAUAAUAUAAAUAUAAAUGUAUUUGUAUAGGAAUAUUUCUGUUUCCAGUUGUUCAAUCGAGAUUUAAAACGACAUUAUUUUAUUCGAACAUCUUUUCGCGUCUCUCUCUCUCUCCGGUUCCUCCUACGCGCCGCCCCCUCCAUCGCCUCCGGCGCGUCCUUUACGUAUACGAAUUUUCGUUUCGGGGAUCGUAAAAUGUACGAUUAUCUAUAUCACGUAUCCACACACACUAUCUCUAUAUUGUAUUGAUCUAUGCGCGUGCAGAUAUCACGAAUAAAUACUAUUACAAUAUUACGUGUAGCACGCGCGUUGCGCUCGGUUCACGUACACGCACACACGUGUAUAUAUAUAUUAAUACACGUAAAUAUCCUUCGGCGUUUGAUAUUGCAAUAACGGUAGGCUCGUACGGCCGUCGCGAAUAGGUAUUAUGAUAAUGUGAUCGUAUUAUGUCUCGUAUAAUUUAUCGGACUCGAGAGACUGCAGUGAUAUGAUGUUAUUGCGUCGAGAAAAGUAGCGGACGUCGAAACUCCCGGGCGUUAUUUCGACUAAAUUUUUCUAUAGACUUACAGAACAAAUAAAAAAAAAAAAAAAACCAACGAGACAACGAUAAGUAUACGGUGGAAUUCCGACUGGGGCGUGAACCGGAUACCGCAUCCGGUCAUUUCGGCGAAACAAUUUAUUUAUUUAUUUAAAGAAAAAAAAAAGGAAAAAAUAAUAGCUGAUACUGGAGACGGGUGUGCUACUGUUGUAAGUGGGGAGUUGAGAACGCAGGAUCAUAAAGUAAUUUCAUUUAUGUUUUUACGCAACUAUCGCUAACGAAAAACGAUAUCUCUGAAUUGUCUUAGAUAGUUCAGAAAAUUAUCUGAUGCAGUGUUGCUAUGAACGUUAUUACGAUAAGGUUCGGCCGAACCGAUAUUAUUAUUAGGAUUUGAAUUGAUAGGAUUAUUUUUGGAGACGAGAAGACGUAAAUGACUGACAUUUUGACGUAUAAGUAUACAGAUAAUAUUGUCUGAUCUUUGCUCCGAAUAAAUAAAUUGUUUCGCCGGUUUAUCAUUUCGACAAAAACGAUUCGCCAAAAUGUCUUUUGUCAAAAUGUCCUAGAUCCGUAUGAAGUCAGUAACCACCGUAUACUCGGUGUUUCAUUUAGGGGGUUUCACUGCCCGAAGCGGCAAAAUUUAAAUGAUUUCAAAUGGCGAUUUUCAGAAGAACUGUAAAUUAACGUCGAUAUAAAGAAAAUUAAAAAAAUUUACCAGUGUAAAUGAAUAGCGGGGGAAAAGAAGUGGGUAUUGUUUUUUGACACUAGGGCAUACAAAUCCUACGUAAAUAGUAAAUACUAUUACUAAUGAAAUCAAUCACCUAAUAAUUCUACGUCGUCGCAUAGUUCAUGAAAUUAACGAUUAAUGUCUCGUGGACUAAUCAAUCUGAUUUUUCCUAUUAUAGCAUGUGUUCGUCUAAUCUACGAGGUGAUUUUUCAGAAAUCGGUCGUUUAUUGUAGCACAAAAUGUUUAGACGUACGGACGUUUUGAAGAAAAAAAUCAUCGAAAUUUAUCGUUUUAUUUGUCGUUUCGUAUGAAUAAUAUUGUUUUCGGUAGAUUUCAUGUAAUACGUUGAGUUAUAAUUCAACGAGACCGUUUCCGUUUGUUUUACAUGGCAAACACGUUUUUAAACAUCAUCGGUAUACGUAGUAUGCAACGUAUAUAAAAUUGUACGGUUUUUUUAUUAUUAUUAUUUUUUUAAUUUCAUACGGUUCUCGUUGUGUUUUUGUUUUGUUGUUUCCUCCAUUACUCAAAAACGGUCACAAUAAACUCGGUGCUCGGGCGAUGAGUAGCUCUAUACAUCUAUUUUUGUUUUUCGAGAUUUUAUAUUAUUAUAUUUGACGGGGAGCUUAUUGCAAUAAGGAAUAUCAUCAACAGUAAACAACAAUGUACGACGAUGUCCUUUGCAUAGUAGCACUCAAACACAAAACGUUGUUCGUGCGUUAUUUUAUAAUAAUGAGAUGAAAUUGACAUUAUAAUAUGGUAUAUAUAAUAUGGGAGACGAUAUUAUACGUAGCAUUUGCCAACUCGACUCGAAUAACUGAAUUAUUUAAUACGUAUAUACAUAUACUCGUAUAUUGUAUACUAUCGCAGUACGUCUGCCAAAAAAGCGAAAACUUGUCCUUUGAAAUGUUUAUAAUAAUAAUAAUAGUAAACUGUUGGAUCGGACAGUAUUAUAAUAUCACCUAUUAUUUUUAACGUCGUUACACUUUCGGAAUAUUUUUCUCGAAAAUCGUUUUAUAAGCCUGUUGAACACGAAUACCAAAUGACUUGUGCAACUGCGUGUUCCGUCAAAAUAAUCAGUUGGGCUAAUAACGCGAUUAAAAGGUUUUUUAAUUGUAUUAUUAUCGUUUAUAAUAGUUUCUCUUGAGAUAUUUCAUAAUGUUUAGAAUGCUUUAACCAUCCCCGAUCUAUCUGUCCGUCCGUAUAUUUACUAUAUGUAUAGUAUAUAGUUACGGCUUUUGGUUUUGUUCAUGGAGGGACGUACGUCAUUUGUAACAUUAUUACCAUUCUUAGUUUAAAUGUACCCUAUAGUUGAGCCGUGCGUAAAAAUCGCAUUCGAACGUAAAUUUUCAACUUCAGUUUUUAAACGAAGAGUAGAUUGAACAGUUUAAUUAAAUUAACAAUUCGUUAAAAGAGGGGAACUUAAUCUUUUGAAUGGUAUCUCGUUUAUUGAUUAUGUUUAAGUACAAAGAGAGAACAACGAAUCGUCACAAAAACUCACGUCUUACAAAUAAUGUUUAAGAUUCAUAACAUUAUUGUGAUUGUAACACGAUUGUAACAUUAUUAAAUUUAAUUCGAAUAUUAAACAUGAAAUCUAAAAUUUCAAUUCAUACCUACUAGCCGAUAUAUAAAAAGAUCUGAUACUGCUGAUGCGUAUAGUUACCACUGUUAUAGUUGGGAAGUCGGGGUAAGUAGGUUCGGUUAAAUCGUUACUAACGAAAUAUCUGAGCAAAGUCCGGGUAUACGUGUUUUGAAAUGCUAACAUUUUUACGACUAUUAUUAAAAUUCAAACUUAAAACGGACAUAUAUAUAUAUAUAUAUAUUCAUAAAAAACUACUAAAUUUAGCAAAAUUUUCCCUCAGAAUAUCAAAUACGAGUGUUAGAAAAAUUGUAAAAAUACGUCCUGUCGCCUGUAUACAAAUUGAGAUAUUUAAUUGAUUUCUGUAUCUAUUACACGUAUGAUUAAUAUUACUGUAGGUUAUUAAAGUCUAUCAAAAUUUGAAAUACGUUUAGAAACCGCAAUCUUUGCACGUUCAUCGAAUGGGCUUUCAUUGCUUUAUUUGUUUUACUAACGAUUUUGUUUAAUAUUCGAAUAGAAAAAAACGAAUACUUGUAUAGUUAAUCGUAUAAUUCCCGUCGUUUCGGAGACUCGAUGAUGAUAAUAACAAUAAUAAUUAUUACCGUCGCGCUCGGGGCCGAUUAAAAUUUUCACUUCUCUCGAAGCGAUUAAAACUAAAAGCUUUUGCGCGACCCGUGAAAAAAGGAACGAGCUAUAGGUGUUGUAGGUGCCGAGUCGGAGAAAAUUAAUUUCAAAAAAAUUAUUCUCAAAAUACGCAAUAAUAAUAAUAAUAAUAAUAAUGAUAAUAGGCAUGUAAAAAAAAAAAAAAAAUAAUCAACGCUGCGGCUAAACGUCUCUGAAUUUAUUUAUUUUAAUUUAUUGAAAAUGUUAACGUUUAUUAUUCUCUUAUAUUUCAUUCGUCCGUUCGGAUCCCCGGUAAAAUAAAAUAUUUAUAUUGUAUUUCGAUUGAAAUGAGACUUUUCGCGUUCGUAUUAAUUCUAUUGUUACGAUGUUUAUUAUAUUAUAUUUCGUCGCGAAAAGCAUUUUCGGCGUUAUGACCGUACGGUAUGAUUCGUUUAACGUAAAACAUUUUGCUUACGUCGCAGAGUAUUGAAAUCUUUAAGAUGCAUAUUUUCUCCCUCCACGCAGACAUAAUCGCAGAAUAUCUCGACAACGAGGCUACGGAAAGCACAAACGCCGACACCGAAAUUUAUCUAAACUAAUACUCCAGCAAUUAUGCACAGUACUUGUUAUUAUUUAUAUAGAUGCCGGUGUUUCACAUUAACAUACACAACACUCUGUAUACUUCCGCGUUCUAUAUUUUGUUUAAUAUUCUCCACUCGGCUAUAGGAAUAUAAUUAUUGUUAUUAUGUCAUGUUUCUUUGCACGGCAACUCGGAGAACCGUGUACGGAUAACAUAAUAAUAUAACAUUAGCAAUUGUGUAUCGGACGCCACCAUUUAAAUAGGUUAAGGUUUUUCUUUCCCUCCGUAUAUAAUAUUGUUCUUUUUUAGUUUUGGACGGGAGUAUAAUAAAAUAUUGACAUCUGUGGACAUAUUGGACAGGUACCUACGAUAAUAUAUUUAUAAAUAAACGUUUGUGUGUUUUUCGAGUUGCUCGGCAACUAUAAUACAACUUGCGGAUAUACAGAGUGAUCAAUUUGUCAUGCGAUCUUCUCGACGGGAUUUAAGUUAAUUGAGAAUUCGAUUUCUGUCUGCGAACGACAUUUCUGUAAAUCUUACUCCGGUUUUCGCGUGUAAUGUUAUUUCGGAUGACAGUGAAUUGCAUCUAUUUGGUGCAUUAAUAAACAGAGGUUUUUUUUUAUUAUUAAGUUAGAAUCCGAGUUUAGGACAAGGAUGGUUGACCUCAAGUAACUUGGAUGAACGGGCCAUAGAAAAAUUAGAAUCUUAACGAAAAUCGUAAAAACCGCGAGAUUUCGAAACAUGUUUAACCAAACUUCGCUCCGAAUUGUAUUUCGUCACCAACGAUUUAUCGUUGCGUACAGAUAUAAAUUAAAUAACAUAUGCAUCCUAUACCUUCCAAACUUGCCUCAAUAGUCUACAAUAUCGGAUUUAUUGUUUAUGAAUUAUGAUGAUUCAAACUUCAACCGGAGGAGUAGGGCAAAUGGUAGAAUGUGUUUCAGAAUAAUUCUUUUUAGAUGGAAAAUUCACAACUCCAUAUUUCGGUUAUCCCAAUCUAUGUUAAAAAGGCUAUAUCUAUGCUAAACUCAAAAUUGCACACUUUUUUGAGGUAAAAAGAAUACGGGUGAAAACUUCAUUGAGAAAAAAUGGAGGGAUCUUAAAAUCAUCCGUGAAAAUUGCUGGUUCAGAAUAAAUGGUUCGCACUGUAUACUCUUUCGAAUUAAUUUUUAAAAAACUGUGCAUGCUUUAUUUAAAAAGCAUGUUCUACAAUACAAAUAAUACUAUUUUAAAACCUUAUAUACCUAUUGUCGAUAAAUUGAUCGGUACCUGACCUUAUAAAGUUUGAAAAAAAAAAUAGUAAUAAAUAAAUAAUCUUAUAAUCUUGAUUAUAAAGCAGUUUUUUUCUUUUUAAAUAAUCGGCAUUUUUAUUAUUAAUGCAAUAAAAACGAUCAAUAAAGUGAAAAAAAAAAAAAAAAAAAGGAAACAAUACAAUAUUGAUAAUUGGAUUUAUUAUUUUAUAUAUCAAUAAAAAGACUAAAGAGAUUAUAAUAUCGAUAUUAAAUGUAUUAUUUAUCGAGUAUUAAAUAUUAUUUAUUCACAAAUGAAAAAUUAAUCAUUUUUUUUUUUUUUUUUUGUUUUUUAAUCUUUUUAAAGUUUUUAUUACUACGUUUUUUUUUUAUCCGUCGAAAUUAUGUAGGUACCGUAUCUACAAUAAGGAAUUAGUUUUUCGUCAUCACGAGUUUCGAGAUGAAGAUUAACAAUUUUUUAAUGUCUUGAGAUAAACAAUGGGAUUAUAUUAGUUAUAAUGCUUAUAAAAUAUAACUUCCCUGUAUUUUUCUCACAGUUGAUGGUUAAAAAAAAAAAAUUUAUCUUGUUAGGAAAUAUAAUGUGUAAUACAUAAUAAUAUUGUAUAUAUAUUUAUCGGAUACUAUAAAAUAUAUACGAACGGAAAACAUUCUCAACAUUACAUUUUCAGUAAGAGCUUUAUCAUUUUUUUUUUUUUUUUACACUUGUGCUUUAUGAUGACGACGUAAUUGUGUUGUGAACACCAUAAAAGUAUUAUAAUUUUAUCGCGUCCACGCGAUAAAAUGUGAAGACAUCCGACUACCAUUUUCAAGGCGUUUUAAUAUCAAAUUUAGAUUUAGUAACCUUGAAAACGUGUAUUUUGAUCCAGUGGCGCGGGGUGGGUGUUUUAUUGUUCAAACACCCCUCCCUGACCAUAUUUAUACCAAAAAUUAUAAUUUGUACUAUAUGCAGUUAUGCAUCAAAUUUCUACAAAAUGUGCUGUGUUUCGCAUAGAUAAUUAGUGAGUAUUCUGUUAUGUCGUAUAUGUUCUACGCGUAUAAUAAAGUUACAGAUAAGUUAGAUCUAAAUAGAAAAUAAAAAAAAAACCUAAAAAUAAUCCUGGCUAUGCCACUGUUUUGUCCAACGAAACGAUAAUUUCGUAAUAAAUUUGGAUAGUAUUAGUAUUAAUCAUUUAGAUUCUGAGUGGAGCAAAAGAAGCUUAUAGUUGUUCAAAGAUGUUUAUGUUUUUAACUUUGUAUAUUUUUUCCACCAGAAGACUUAUGUAGUUCUUUUUCUGAAAGAUAAUCGGCGUCUGGUGGUAUCUUAAGGAGGUCCAUGUUUCGAUUUUCUCAGGAGUUUUCCCAUAAAAUUUGAAAAAUCGUAAAAAAACGGGAAAAUGUACAAAAUAAUAUAUUACUAAAAUAUUACGAUUUUUUUUUCCUGAGCAUAACUUUUCUACCAGUAAUUUUGCUCCAACAUUGUAUAAACGCACUGUUUUUAAAAGGAAAUUUCACUAGAAAGGUCCUGUAAAAAGCUCAUGAGGCCGGGAGUUUUCUCAUCAAAUGUGAAAAACCUAGAUAAAUAUGGGAAAACCGUAGGAAAACUGGGAAAACAGUACAACAUUAAACACCUAUUAUUAAAGAAAAUAUAUUAGGCCUAUUUAAGUAUUUUACUACAAAAUGGCAUAUGUAUUGUUGACAAAGCAGCACUAUUAACUGAACUCAGAAUCGUUUUAUCGUAAGCUAUGGUUUAUCGUUGCUUACAGGUAUACAUUAAUAAUUACCUAUAACUACCUAUAAUUACCUAUAACCGAGGCAGCACCCUUUCCCAUUAUCCUAGGACUUUUUUUUUUAUGUCUUGUAAAAUUAUAUGUUUUUAUUAAAAUGUAUUAUAUACAAUUUUGAUUUAAAAAAAAAAAAAUGUACUUAUAAGUAAAUACCUAAAUUGCCGGGCAGCUUAUAUUUGGGAGAAUAUAAAAAAUAGUAACUACGUUCAAAUGUGAAGUUUUUUGAACAAUACCGAAAAUAAUUAGUAAUUUUUCAAAUACUACAUAUUUUUAAAUUUUGUUUCGAUAUUCUGUCUCACUGUGGGUGGACUGAAAUCAAAUUUCAACAAAAUCUUCAUAUAGACAUAAUUUCGGCCGGUUCUUCAUUAUUGUCGAUUUUGGUAGUUCAACGUCAUUGCUCCCGUUUUCAAUAUAUUUAUGGUAGAAAAUCUAUUUUAAUUUGAAAUUAAAUCGGUCUCUCUAACAAUAUUGAUUCUAUACGUCAAUAUAAUAAUGUCAUCGGUUGCAGGACAACAUCUAGCGUUAUAUUUUGCCUACCGUCCGCGCAUAUAUCGUUCAGUAUAGUUUAAUAUUAUAAUGGCAUAUUGUUGUCUAGGAAAUAGUUCAAUUUGGAGAGUAAAUCGAAUUUAAUACGUUCGAACGAUACAAUAUAAUACCCGUGUAUUAUUACAAUAAACCUAUAGUUAAAACCUAUUUCGGAAACAAAAAUAAUGUUAUCUCGGUAGGAGCGAUGAUUUAAAAGAUUAACGAACGCCUAAAUAUUCGAUUAGCAUUAAACCGUUAAACAGGUAUUUCGUUAAAAUAAUUUACCACCCUUUCUCUUUUCCCCUUUGUCCGAAGGUAUGUUAAUGUAUAUUUGGAACCGUCCUAAAAUAUAUUAGUGGCGAUAAUGGCAUAUGCAUUGUGGCGGUUUAACAUAUUUCAUUAUUGCCAGCUGGAAUUCAAAUUUGACAUUAAUUUGAAUAUUUUACUCGGCAUUUUUAGUUGUUCGUAAUUAUGUACAAAUUUGCCUAAUAUAGGACGUCAAUUAGACUAUAAUAUGUCCAAAAAAAAACAAUUCUUACCUACAGUUAAGAAUCAUAAAGUGUGUAUAUUUAUUUCGAAUAUUCGACUAUCUGUUUGAAUGGGUACGGACGUCUGAUGAAAAUUUUCGAUCAAUUUUUACUGUGCUCCUAAGAGUGUUUUCUGGUGAGGGAGAGGGAAGAACCAAGGAGUGACAAAAAUCACCGCGAUUAUAAAACUAUAAUAAUACGGGUACGGAUUUCCAGUCAUUAAAAAACAAUUGAAAAUAAUUUUCAGUAAAGCAAUUAAAACAAUGAAAAUCCUAAAAGAAAAGUUCAAAAAUAAAUUUUAAGAUCCAGUUAUUGUUUUAAUUUUUCAAUAUUUUUAUGAAGUUCGCCUGUAUUGAUCAAAUUUAAUAAUUAUUUGACCAUUUUCCCGAUAUCCUAUCAAACUGAAAUUGUGCACACAGCUUUUUAGUUCUGAUGACAAUAUCAUUUGAAAAAAAAAAUUUAAUUAAAUCAGUUGUUGUUAAAAUCCAUUAUUUAAAAAAAAAAAAAAUUAUAUUUUUCAAUAUUACUUCAAAUAACUAUAAAAGUACUCUUAUUCUAUUGUACACACUAAAAUUGGUUUUUGCUCUUAAAAUGUAUUAUGAAAAUGUCGAAAAAAAAAAAAUGUUAAAGAGUACGAAAUUCAAAAAAUCCCUGCAAAAUAAAAUCGUUUUCAUUUAUUAUUACUUGUUCAACGCUACACAAAUCGUAAAUAUAUAUUUAACUGCCAGCGAACUUACGUUUUUGAACUUCAUCUAUUAUUUAAUAUAUCUACUCUUUUAGAAUAAACGUCAUAGAAUAAUACCAUUAGAAUCUCCCUUCCCGCAGUAAAGCCUCCCCGAGAUCGUCCAUGUUUGCUUUUAUUUUUAUAUAACAACUCAUUAUUUAUAAUUACAUAUAUUAGGAUUAUUUUAGCCUCUAUUCCCCCCCCCUCCAAAAAAAAAAGUACCAAAUCUUUCUAAAUACUAUCAUUCUACUAACGUCCUUUUACCUCUUCGGCAACGUCCAUCCGUCCAGCUUUUACUAUUUUCUUAUAGACCGACCACGAAGUCUCGUGUCCGUAGAUUUCAGAUAUUCAGAUAUGCCCGUAUCAUCAUCGCUUUCGAUUUUGAGAAAAAAGAAACGAAUUCAAUCGCUUCGAAAUCUAUACUCUAAUGGUAUUACAAAUACUAUAUGUACGUAGAUUUGAAUAUCCACAUUAUAUGCUUGCUAUUAACAGUAAUAGCUAAACAACUAAAGUAGUUGUCAUAAAUUUAGCUAACAUAAAUCAGUUUGACAAUAGCCAAUAAGCAAUUAGAUGUGGAUAUUUGAGAAAAUUCAUUGUUUUCGAUAAUCUAUGAUAGAUUAUCGAAAACAAUACCAAUAAUUCUUGUUUCGUUAUUUAUGUAUGUAAUAUAAGAUUAUUAUAUUAUCCUAAUACCGUUAUCUAUUUGUAUUAUAUGUUACCUACUUGUUUAGAUUCUGAUUGGGGCGAGAAAUGUAUUGGUUUUACAAUGAUUAUUUUAAAUUUGUUUUUUUUUUUAAUGUAAACACUUUUUCUACCAGAAAGCAUACUCCGAUUAUGAAGUAUAACACCUCUUAGCACCUUUUCUGAAAGGAAAUGUUCUCAGGGUGGUAUUUCUUUAGAGAGGUCAUUUUUUGAAAUUCUCAUUGACAUUUGAGAUAAUAAGGAAAACCUGGUUAUUUAGGUUAAAAAAAUUGAAUAAUUAAAAAUAAAAUCGUCAUUAGCAAUUAUUUUUAUUUAUUUUUUGUAAUUAUUAGGUUUUUAUUUUUUUAUUAAAUAAUCAUUGUUGUCAUGGAAACCACAUUGUUGUAAUCAUUUUACCAUAAUAUGACGUAUAUAUAUAUAUAUAUAUAUAUAUAUUGUUGAUAAAGGAAAACAAUUAACUGAACUCCGCUCAGAAUCGUUUUUUGUUAGCAAUGGUUUUGUCAUUACUUACAGAUAUAUACAUUAUAUUCUCACCUGUACCCUACCUUCCUAACUUCCCACCUACAAAAGUGAUUGCACCCCACGUGCGAAGUAUGUCAGUCCUCUUUUCUUUUUUUUUUUUUUUUGAUUAUAAAAUAGUGUUUUGUCAAAGGCGGUCUAGACGGUCGGCGCCGCAGUUCCCUAUUAUUAUAACUAAUUGGUUUGUGAUAAUACCAGAGUGUCACUUAUUAUUGAUAUUCAUCUAAUUAAUGUUAAUUUUUGCAAUGCCUCGAAAAUGGUUAGGCAUAUACACAAUUUAAAAUGUAACGCCAUAAAAUAUGCUGUUAUGAUAAUAAUUAUUAAUAUGUGCGCGUGCACAAUAUUUAUACGUGCGUGCGCGCAGAGCGUGUUUGUUUGUAGAUACUUUAUACGCGUAUUAUCGCGUACGCGAAAAAAAAAAUAGAAUUUAAACGAUAAAUAAACAUACCAACGCGUAUGAUAUUGUAUUUUAAAUAGUGCACCUAGGGUAUCUAAACGUAUUAUUAUGAUACAUAAAACUUCGUGUUUAACAUCAUAUACGACGCAAAAGAGUGCGAGGCGCAAAGAAUUGGCGCAGACAAUACAAUAUAUUAUUGUAAUAGGACGUGAACAAAAAAUAAAUAAAUUUAAAAAAAAAACACCCGAGGCUUAUACGCGUAUAAUAUUUUUACAUAAUAAUAACAAUAUAUACGACACGACUUUUUCCUUCCCCUCCCCCACACAUACUUGUGUUAACAAAUAACUCCCGGGUUUCGACUCGUAAGUCGUACGAUAAUUAACUCCGUGCCGAGACGCUCUUUUAUACGCAGCCGGGUUAUUUUUUUUAAGUCGUUUAGCGACAUCGUUUGUAUAAUUGGUAUUAUGCUCUCUAUCCUUUGGCUUCUCGUUUUUCUUCUUAACAAUUCGUGAUACGAUCAUUUAUAUUAGGAUAUUUUGGUUUCAACGGUUUAGUUUAUUAAUGUAUUACGGGGCAUUUUUUUUUUUUUUUUUUUAAGAGGUUUUAUGCGUCUCUGCGUUCAAAUGGACACACAGUAACGACUUUGUACACUCAGUAGAGUACAUUUUUGAUGAUUAAAUGAUUAAAUCAAUAGAUGUUUUUAAAAAAUAUUAUAUUAUUUAUUUGUAGGAAACACUCUCACUGGUGCCGAAAAGAGUUAUUUUUGGUAAAUACAAAAGUUAAGAGGAAGAUUUGAUCUUUUAUCUGUACGCAACUUUUCUACCAGAAAACUUGUUCCAAUUUACAACGAUUGCACUUUUUCUGAAAGAAAAUCUAACUUGUGUGGUACUUUAGAGAGGUCAUUUUUUGAUUUUCCUAUGAGUUUUUCCAAUAAAUGGGAAAAACAUGAUAAAAACGUGAAAAAAAAACAAGAAAAUAGAUACAAUAUUAAACAAAUAUUAUUAAAGAAAAUACAUAAUGCAUGUUAUAAUUUGACGAUAGUGUGACAAAUAUAUUUUUGACAAAGCAGCGUUUUUAACCAAACUCCUCUCAGAAUCGUUUUUUUCGUUAGCGAUUGUUAAUCGAUGUGCAAAAAUAUACGAGUACAUUUAAUUUCCCAUCUACCGUUCCAAACUUUUCAUCGAGUUUUGGAAUUUUUUUGUCUGUGUUAAAUUCACAGCCCUAUAAUAAUUGUUUUUGUAAUACUGUAUAUUUCAAUCAGUGGUGGCUUUUAAGAAUAAAAGACCCGUGAUAGGCGUCGAUGAUAUGGACGUCGAUUGACUAAAAUGCAACUAUAUGUCUGUAUAUAAUGGUAUACUCUCUAAGUGUUUUCCGGUCAUUAAAAUCUCCCUCGACAUAUAUUCAUUCGCACUGAAUCCAAACCGAUCGAGAUUAUUUUCGACAAUAUCCAGCUAUCUUUUUAUGAACCGACCUCAAAGUUUUUUUCCCAUUGGUUUCCAAUUCACGAUUGUUCUCCUUAUAUUAUUUCCACUAUUCUGCAUAGUAACGGCGCCGGGGGUGGGCCAAGGUGGGCCGCGGCCAGACCUCAAAUCAUCCUGGAUCCCGGCUGGCCCACCCUGUAUGAUUACAAAGUAAUUCUGUUUUACAUUACAUAUCAUAGGUCACACAUAGAAAAAACAAAUGCGUAGAAAUACAAAGAAAUGUAGAGAUCAUAGUUACUGUAUAUUUUAGAUCCUGAGAGUAGCGAAGAAUGUAUUGGUUUUAUAAAGGUGUUUAUUUUUUUUUUUUUUUAUGUAAACACUUUUUCUACAAGAAAACUUACUCCGAUGCAUACGAUGUAGAUCCUUUUCUGAAAGGAAAUUUUUUUGGGGUGGUACUUAAAAGAGGUUUUUUGAUUUUUUCAAGUUUUCUUAUAAUAUGUGAAAAACCGAGCAAAACAUGGGAAAACCAGGAAAAACAUGAAAAUUGGUAGAAUAUUAUUAUUACUAAUUUUUUUUCAAUAAUAAUCUCCACCGAUUGAUACAUAGGUAUCAAGAAAAAUGUUGGCUUUCCUCAAAAAAUGUGGGCUUCAGCUUGACCAACCCGAUUUAAAAGUUCUGACUCCGCCACUGAAUUUCUGCAUCAUCCACAUCCGUUAAAUCUUCUGUUCCCUCAUGAAGCUGAUAACAUUAUGUCAUUUCCAUCACUUCCUUUAGUUCUUGAGUCUUUGUUAAAUUUCCUCAUCCACGGUCAUUUCUCGUUUUCAUAAACAUAAACAUAAAUAUUAUAGUAAAUUGUUAAACCCGCUUAUAUGUUUCACAUUUUAUGUUUCGUAGUAUCGGUAGCAAAUGUGAAUGGAAAUUGGUGUUAGCUAAAUUUAAAAAUAAAAAAAAACUUUUUCUCCCUCAAUAAAAUGUGUUUUAUUUACACAGCCGAUACGCGCUAUACAUAUUAACGAAAUGUUUAAUCCACUUACGCGAUAAUGCAUACAGUGCAUCAGUCACGGGUGUUGAGCCCGCACGAGCAUUUUUAUUUUGUUUUUUUUUUUCUAUGCUUACAAAAAUAAUAGAACUGAAUUGUAUUUCAAUGUAUACGGACAAAAACGUAACCGAAAUAGAAUUUGUCUGGUUAAAAGUUUUUUUUAGUUAAAAAAAAUGUCCGUGAAAUUAUUAAAAUAUUGAAGUGGUGUUAUCUCGUUUACAUUUGGCCCGAUGCCGUUAAAAAAACAUGUCUGACCUCUUUUGGCUAUGACAAAAAAAAACGAUUGCAAGUAUGAAUUAAGCGCGAAUUUUCGUCGAGAAUUCGAGGUAUAUCAUAAUAGUCGUGAAUUUGCAUAUACUUAUAACACAAUUGUCUCGUUUUAAAUAAAUCAUAUAAUAUGUUACAGUAAAAUACUUCAAACGAACCGGACGCGUGCUAAGUGGAGUCGAUUUGAUUUUCUAUAUAAACCGCCAUAAAAAAACUUUUAUAUAAAAGCGGUUUUAGAGUUAAAUUACUCGUAUCAUGAAACAAAUAGUGAAAAAACAUAUUUUAUACGAGGUGACAUACGUCACUACUGGUUUUUUUUUUUUUUGAAAUUAUUAUUUAAAAAAAAUGUACAGUUGUAACGAAAAUUCUAAAAAAAAAUACCUGUUUUUCGUUCAUACACGCCAUAGAAUUGUUUUUCAACAAACAAGUAACAAAUUUAUUCAUUCUUUGUGAGAAUAAGCGAGUUUCCCGCACGUUUUUCCUCCCUGCAAUUUUAUUAUUGAAUUAUAUACUAUAUUCGAUUUCUAUAUUAUGCACACUAAUGUAUCCACACGUGCGUGCAUUUUAUUGCAGAACACCGUAUUACUAGAUUAAAUAAUUGCGUAUAGUAUGACGCAUUAAACAAAAUUCUCACGGUAGGACGAAUACUCAAAUUUAACGGUACGUCGCAUUAUUGGACCUAUCCCUGUUAUUUGUGCCUUCGAUAAUGACACGGGUCGAACAUUUUCGAAAAUAAUUAUUAUUGUGAAACGCCAAAAACGUUAUCGUCUAAUAACAACAACGCGGAUGUUUUAUCACGAAAAGCCCGCUUUGACAGGCGAAAUUUCUUUUCAGUAUUGCCUCCUAGGGGACGAUAUUUCCUGUACACACGGCGUUAUUGUAGUACCAAAGGUAUGCAUUUCGGGAUUUCUAAUUUGCCGUCACCGUACGUAUGAUUCUCAUGGUACGGCGGUUUUUUUCGAGUCGAUGUUUAUGUCCCGUAAUAACGAGGAACACCGGGCGACCGAGAAUUACGACUACUAUAAUAUUGUGGCUGUAUUAUUAUAGUCGUAAUACAAUUUGCAGUUGACCGAGUCGCAUAAUAACUUUACGCCGCGUGUAAAAUAUAAUAUUAUGUCGUCGUCGUCUAGUCGCGCCGUGUCAGUCAAUACUCCGGCAGUAGUCAUGACUACUAGAAGUCAAUGUAAAAUCAUACACGUAUACCUACGACUACACUUACGUUUUAAUAUUAUACCGUACAUUAUAUUAUAAUACUAUAGCUGUCCCGUCACACAGUGGUCUAUAUAGUAAAUUUACGUGGCAAAAAGUCCCAGUUUUUUUUUUUUUUUUUUCAAUAUUGUUUGUUCUAUAUAUCCCUUGAAAACUCAAUAUUCAGGUUCGAGUUUCUACAUAUAUAUUGAAAUAAUCCGCAGCCUUCGGAAAAGAAUAAUAUUUUUACGUUUUAUCAAUAUUUCAGCAAAAUUAAUAAUUUUUAAUUUUUUUUUUUUUAUUUAUUGAUUUUCUUUUACCUACUUAACGCUUGUACUUUCAAAUCAUCAAUAUGCGAUAUUUAAAACAUAUUUUUUGUUGUGAUUCAGUUAAAAAUAUUUGUAGAAUUUGAAGUUUCACAGAUAGCUUUUAUUUGUCUUUUCUAGAUACGGUUUAAUUUUCAAAGUAUUUUAGCGAUUUUUGAACUUUUUUUAGGCAUUUUAUGUUCACAACUUGUAUACGUAGUUUUUAUUUGGUAGGCGAUAUAAUUAUUUGACGAAACAGAAAUGCUUGAAAAAUUAACAGGAAGUUCAUUUUCCUUGGUACAAAUCAUAAAGAUUACAUGCUUUCAAAUAGUGUGUAAACAAACUUCGCUUUGAUUCGUUAUUCGUUAGCAAUGGUUUAUCGUCGUAAAUAAAUUAAAUAACUCUACGCAUCCUAACAUCUCAAAUUUCCGCCAAACACCCAUGAUAACAGCGUGUGCCGAAAAUUCGUCUGUUUAUCCGCAGGUCGCCCACUUUGAAGGUACAAAAGAUUAUAUAAAAAUACACUUCAGAAUAGGUCUCCUCCCCUACAUUUUUCAUUUUAUACUGGUUUACACGUGGCUUAUUAUGUACGAGGACGUCGAUGUCUUUUAUCGAGGAUUGAUCACCGCGUAUAAUAUGUGUAUAUAUAUAUAUAUAUCGCUCAGAUCGUAUUAAACGCCCGUUAAAGAACCCAAUUAAAUAACGCGAAAAAAAAAUUGAAAAGCCUUGCCUUCGGUUUUUGAAAAGAAGAGCGCCAGCGCGCUCGAAUAAGAUAAAUCAGAAAUGCGGGGAAACGACAACUACAUAAAAAAAAUAUCUGUACUCCUCUCGUACUCGGGCGCGUAGAGGGGUUCGUUAAUAUUAUUACCGCGCGUUUAAACGGCAUAGACGGCUGAUGCUAUACGUGCUCGUCUUAUAACACGCGUCUAAAAAUAUAUAGGAAUCGGUAGAAUAAUGCGUAGUGCUCCUCCUCCGGACGGACGCGUAAUUUUACACGGUUGUCGCCUGUGCUGUUGCCCGACUCGUUCGUCUCUCUCUCUCUCUCUCUCUCUCUCUCUCUCUCUCUCUGGGAUAUAAUAAUAUAUUAUAAGCCCUAAAAUAGAACGGCUGCGGCAGGGACGGCACGAGAAAAAAAAACUGUUGUUGCGUUUAUAUAUUAUUCCGUUUUUAUCUCUUUCCUACCUACUACCCGCGUGUAUUAUUAUAUAUAUACAGUGUACACGGUUUAUAUCGCUCGGCGGCGGCGUGAAUUAAUUCAAGCAAGAAAUACGGCCAGAUAAGUGCUAUAAUACAAAAGGGGGCUCCUUUCGGUUUGAUAAACGACUCGAGAUAAAAAGAGAGAGAAAGAGAGAGAGAGAGAGAGAGAGAGAGUGAGUGUGAGAGUGAGAGAAAAGAAAGGAAACCUCAUAGAGCCCGAAGCCGCCCUCCGAAACGACGCCUCUUCGUUUUUCGAUGCGAAUUUCGGAGACGUGCACAAACAGCGUUUAAUUCACGACCGAUAGUCGUUAUUAUUAUUCUUUUAUUUCUGUGUAUACAUACACGAGUGUUAUAAUAAUAUAUUCGACCCGUUCGAACGGUUGUUUUUCCCUUCGGAAAAUCGCCGAUGGUCGCGCGGACAUAUAGAGCAGAGCCAGAGUAUUAUUAUUAUUAUUAGCUAGGUAUAAUCGCGCUACCGUGGUCCACUCGGCACAAUAAUACAUGUCCGUGUUUUGCGAGGAGUGGAUAGAGUUUAUAUUUAGACGUGGUAGAGAAAAAAUUUAAAAAAGAAAAUUUUCCGGCCCAGCCUAACAACGAUCGUUAAAAACGAUACUUAACGGCGGGUGCAUAAAAAAUAUACCGUCCGUAUAUAUAGAAAAGAUAACAUAACGAAAUGUCGUAAAUUUAUAAAAAAAAAAAAAAAACAUUACAUAACGCUGCGAAAAUCGCGGUUACUGUACUACAGGAAUGCGAUGAUAGUCGUCUAUCCGAAUUCAGGUACUUCGGAUAAUAUAAGUGCGUAAAAUUAAAGUAACCAAAAAAUCAUUAUUGCUUUACACUCUUCCGUUUUUCCUGCGUGUUUUCUCGAUUAUGUAAAUCAAAAAACGGCUUUCCCAAAUCAUAUAAUCAUAACUAAUCUUAGCCCAAGGUACAGUUUGAUUUCUGAAAAAGUGCUACGCACUUGAAACGGUUUUCCAGCUCACUCGACUGUUUUUUUUUUUCCCCCAAAUGCGUGUCUCAUCUGUCAGGUUGCGCGCAAAUGUCCAUUAAAUAUUUGUAAAACAUAAUUCCGUGCGUGGUGUUUUCGACGAUGUUUUUACUCGCGGCGUUUCGUCGUGAAAUUCCCAUUUCAUUCGUGGCACCCUAUACGAUUUAUCGCGUAUAAAUAUAAUACAUUAAUACCCGUCUAUGCUGUAUACGUGCGCGUGUGCACAUAAAGGGGGCUGUUCAACGCCGAUAAAAUAAGACCUCGUGUCGUAUCGAGGGACUCCGCGAUAUUGCGGUAUGAUAUUAUAAUUCUACUAUCUUUAAACGGAAAAGAAAAAGUAUUUGCCGAAAUAAUAAUAAUAAACCCAAUAUACGAUACGUAUGAUAAUAAUAUUGCGAUGACUCACACAAACUAUGGUCGAUAAACCUGGUUAGUGGUGACGCACACGAGUAUAAACACGAUUACUACGGCAAAUCAACAAAUGCGCGAACAAACCGAUUAUUUAUUAUUAAUUUUCAGAUUCGGGGCGUAACUAUAUCACGUAACAUUACUAUAAGACGACAAGACAAGCGAUUUUUCCCCCUUCGGAAAUCGAUUCUUUCGGUUAACAAAAGUACGCCGAUAAAACGUUUCCCUAAACGACGCGGACUACUCGCUCAGCGGGACUGUAUUCGAAAUCUUUCUCCGAGAUUUUUUGGUUUUUCUAAAGAAAAAAAUUACAGGUCUAUAACCGUAUUGAUUAAAGUCCGUCGGUCUUUGAUUACCGUGCAACUUGCAGUUAACCGGACCUCCAUUCAAUACUUAACUAUCGAGAUUUAAUGGUGAUCAGAUAAUAUCACAAUCAGCUCUUGGCGAAUAACAUUCGAAAACUGUUUUAUAAUCUCUUUGACAAAAAUUACUAUGCAUUAAGCAUUAGUUAUUAGGCCAACAGUGUAAUAUGCAUGUAAAGUAUUUGAACAAAAAUGGAUUCUGACGGAAAAAAAGUUAGGAGUUUUGGAAAGAAAAAUAUUAAAAAUUUACUCGGACCGAAGAAAAUUGACGAGACGAUAAGAAAAAAAUGAAGCAAAUGGAAGAACAAAAUAGAGGAUCGCAAACAACAAUGGUCUUGAAAAUCACUAUGGCACACUAAGCUGCGGGCCGAACAUAACAUGCGUGGAGAUCGGAAUGAUUACUUGGACUAAUAGCAGUCGCGAGAUAUCAAACUGCUAAGAAGACGUUCAAUAGACACAACAUUAUUGGCCAAAAUCAGAAAAGAUUUAAGAUUGCCAGUUACAGUGGACGACGAAGAGACAGCCGAGAAAAUGGAGAGACAGAAGUGGGUGCGACCGCAGAUUCUUCUUCAUUUGAAAACAAUUCAAUUCUCAGAUUGAUUCGCAGAUUAGCUCUACUCAUUUCUGUCGUCCGGCUCUUUUCUCUUUAAUUUUAAAUACGAUUUACAACCUCAAUAUUUCAUUAAUUUCUGUGUAUCAUAUUUUAUGCUUGGUUUUCCUACGCGAUUUUUUCCUUUAACGGACCUUUCUGUAAUUAAUUUCAACGAGUUUUCAUGUCUGAUUAUAUGUUUUCCGUUGCCCAAAUGGCUAAAUGGUCUCUAAAAAGCUUUACAUACAUUAGCGAUAUAUUCGAUUUGCCCGCUCGGACAAAAAAAAUCAAGAGUGUCGUCGAGCUGCGGGGAGAAUAAAAAAAAAAAUUAUAAUAAAUACGAUAAUAAUAUUAUUAACUAUCGGUUUUGUAUUGUGCGUCCAAUAAUAAUAAUAAUACGAAGGGCAGAACGCUGAAACCCUUCGGUUUUUUUUCUCUCUCCGGGGGUUUUUUUUUUUUUGUCUGAUAAUAAUUAGGACUUAUUGAACGCAUUGUCAUAUUAUUAUUAUUUUUAUACGGCGGAUAUAUUUCGAAGAUACAAAACCGUAUAAAAAAUAUAUAAAGGCCAAUAAUAUUAAUUAAUUUGAUGACCAUUCUCCCGAUUUUUAAAUGCUCUUUUUUUUACCCUCCGUUAAUGACGUUAUAGAGACGGGGCCAACGACGAGGGCUCUACAGCAGAGAUGCGUUUUUUGUUUUGUAUUUUUUUAAUGGAUAUUUAUUACCGAUUUAACGCGAUCCGAUAAAUCCGGCGGCGGCGUCGGUGGUCUAAUGCGCAUAUUAUAUUAUUAUACCUACCGAUUCGUGCGGAUUUCGUGCUGUGUGCAUGAGGGUACGAUUCGGUUAAGUUAUUAACCGAUCGCGGCCGUAUUAUAACUGCUGUGAAUAAAUCAACGCUGAAACCAUCGAAAACCUCCCCGAAAAUAAGUACAAGUGUGUAUACAGCAUUAUUAUGAGUAAAACGAAUUAUCCGGAUAUGUUUAAACUAAACUAAAUCGAAUACAUAUAAUAAUAUCAUCUCGCUGCGCAUUUUGUAUUGGACCGGAACGCACAGGUAAAAUAUGUAAAAUUCCUCGAUAUCUAUUAGAUUAGAGUCUAUUGAUGUUUUAGAUUCUAAAUCGAGCGAAGAAACUUACGGUUUUACAAAGAAGUUUAUUAUUGGCUUUUUGUUUUAUUAUUAUUAUUUUAUUUGUGCGUUUUCAGAAAUCUUACUCCGAUUUAUACGUGUAGCACCUUUUCUGAAAAGAAAAUUUUUCCGGAAGUUUUCUCAAUGAAUUGGAAAACCAGAAAAAAAUGGAGGAAAAUAAACGAAAUUUAUUAGUGAAAUAUUAUGGUCUUUAUUUUUUCCUACGGAUAACUUUCCUGCCAGAAAAUAGCAAUAAUAAGCAUAAUAAGCAUAAGAAUAAUACAAAUAAUUAUAAUUAUAAUAAUAAUGAUAAUAAAAAGAAAGGUAAGAUAAUGGAAAGAGGUGCAGCCACUGGUGUAGGUGGGAAGUUGGGAAGAUAGGAUAUACGCGGGAAUUUAAUGUAUAUCUGUAAGGAAGAUUGGUUAUAUGACUGGAUGAUCAUAGAUAUCGAAUAAACAUAAAUAAUGACAAUAACAAUAAUAAUAAUAUAUUACGUCAUUAAAACGUAUACGAUUUGGAUUAAAUGUACAAUAAACAUUAAAUAAAAUAAAUUCAUUUUCAAAAUAACAUACAAGUAUAAGAAAAUUACAACCCUCCCAAAAAGCAAAACUUGUGGUCGGGGUGAUCGAGUUCAAAAAGUCGACAGUUUUAAGGUAUUAAAAUAAACUUAUAAUAGACAAAGUAUAAAUUAUACAUUACUAAUUAAAUUAAGCAAAAAACGAAUACUACGAUAAAUUUUAGUUAUUUAAAUCUAAUGUAUACAAACAGGUAACUAUCAUUGAUUUUAUUUUAAAUCUAGUAAUAUCUAUAUAGUUAACUUGUAUACAAUUUAAAUUACUUAAAGUUUUUAAACGCGUAUAAUAAUAUACCGUAUAUGACUUGCCAAUUUAAAUUUCCCAUCAAACGUAACACCCAAAUACUUCGUUAAAUCUGCAUUACGAAUACCUAUAAGCAUGAACAAUUACUCGACUGUGAACAGUUAAAGCUAUGGAUCAUUUAAGUUUCUGUAAAAUCAAAAGAUGCAUUUGAUGAACGAAAAUAUACGAACAUACCCUCGAGGUGUGACAGAAAAGUAACGAGAUUUUUUGAAUAAAAGUACUUAAUUUAAAAAUUGUAUAAUUUAAUGAUUAUCACCUUUCAAAGUAGUUUCUCUCAGCAACUACAUACUGUUCCAUACAUCGCUGCCAUUCAUGAAAGCAGUGCUGCCAAUCACUUUUAGUAAACCCUUUUAGAAGUCCUGACGUUUUCAUUUUAACAUCAUCAACCGUUUGAAAAUAGUUCUUUUAAUGAACUUUUAAUUUUUGGAAAUGGAAGUAGUCUCAAGGCGCAAGGUCUAUCAAUUAGGGGGGCAUUGUAGUACGGACAUAUUUAUUUCAGUCAAAAAACGUUGAUUCAAAGUUACAUUUUUAGGGACCAUUUUUGCACGCGAUUUGUUCAUACUUAAAUGUUCAACUGAAAUUCUACGAACACUUUUUCUAUCAAUAUUAACCGUCUCUACUACAGCUCUAACAGUUAAUCGACGAUCUUACUGAAUAAUUGUGUCGUUUUUUCAACGGUUACCUUUGUUGAAGACGUGGUAGGACGCUUAAAACAAUGGCCGUCUUCGACGAUGUCUCUUCCGUUACAAAAUUUUUUAUGCCAUUCAAAAACACGAGCUUAUGAAAAGUAUUCUUCACCAUAAAUUUCGUUUAACAUUAGAAAUGGUUCCACGGUACUUUUUUUUUUUUAAUUUUAACAAAAAAUGUAACGUUAACAAUUCGCGAAAUCUAAAUAAUUCCAGCAAAAUAGUAGAACACCCACUAAUAAAAUAACAAGGCUAAUGAAUAUAAAAAAAAAUAGGCCGUUUUCAUAAAUACUAAUAAUACUCUUUGAUAAGUGUUUCCUAAUCAUAUUUAGUAAUCGCUUAAGUGAUAACGUUAAUUGUUUAGCUUAUGUAUAGAAAGUCUCGUUAGUGUUCUGUCACACCUCGUAGACUUAUUUAAAUAUUAUUAGGUAUUUAUACAUAUUAUUGUCUAGCUAAUUUUUAACUAUUUUUAAACAGAAAGUUGACAAUUCCUUUAAUUAAUGUGUGAAUGACACACUGCUGUUCGCUUUCACUAAAUUUACCGCACCAUACAUAUAUAAUAAUAUAUUAUAUCGUACAUUUUGCCUAUAUCUAUUUCAAGAGUGAAACUUUUAUUUGACAUUGUUCAAUUUUCGAUGAUUUUGUCAAAAGCGUCUUUGUGGUCAGCGAGAUGUUUUCACAGAAGGUGAUAGGUUCAUUAUAAAAUUUGAAGUCUUUAAUUAUCGUAUUCCGUUGCAUUUUUUUUUUUUUUUAACUCUUGUGCGGCCACCGGAGAAUAAUAAACGAUGAAAUUAUAUAAUCGUUCUGCUCGAUGCGAGAACGCGUGGAAUUUAAUAUUUGAUAAUAUUAUUUGGGAAACGGUAUUAUUGUUGCGAUCCGCCCGUUCGCCAUAUCAUUAUUAUUAUUAUUAUUAUUAUUAUUAUUAUAUCCAUUUCGAAAACGGGAUCAUUAUCUGAAAAUUAAAUGUCUCCCGACCGACGCGCGACGGUGGCGUUACUUUGUAUUAUUAUUAUCAGACGAUAAACAUAAUAAUACAUUAUCCCUGGAAACGAUAACGCCGCCGUCUCCGUGGGUCACGUUCCGGGGGCGACACCGAAAAAAUUAUAAUAAAUAAUAAUAUAAACUCAUCUGAUAAACGCGCGUGUAUAUAUAAACGAGUAUUUUGUAAGUUUUUCCGUCGUGAAAUAUUGUCGUUUAUAAUACCUACGCCACUGCCGUUUAAAAAAGAAAACCUCCCUGUCGGGUCUCCAGCAACAAUAAUCCGAUAGGUUAAGUUAAGUUGGGCAAUUUUUUUUGUUUUUUAUAAUUAGCGCCUUCCCACGGUAUUGCAUCUGAAUAUACAGUGUGAGCACGCAUAGUGAAUCACUCUGUAUUUAUUAUAAUGAGAUAUACGAAAUAAUGUACUUAUAAGCUAAUUUGUAAGGUUUUUCGUAUAUAAAUCAUAAUGCAUGCCAAUAUAAUGAUUUGUGUUUUUCAAGGUUAGACAUUUAGAAUACUGAAAUACAUUGUACAUUUUAUACGUCAGUUCGGCAUUUUUUGAAAAAGUCCACAAAUUUAUUUUUUCGAAACAAACAUAAACAAAUAACAUCUAUUUUAAGUUAGUAAUUUUGUUUUUUAAAUUGUAUACUUCGUAUGUUCAUAACUCUGCAAAAUGUUGUGCAACUACCCAUCAUAUCUCGCUUUUGUUUAGGAAACUAUCGAUUUCACAAGGAAUUUGAGUAUAAUAUGUUUUGUGUAAAUUUAAAUUCCAAACAAAAUUGUAUGAAAUAAAUUUUCAGUAAAAUCGAUAGUUUUUGAUGAAGAAAAAGCAAACAUUUUCAUUUUUUUCCUCGGACUGAGUACAUUAGACGAAUGAAACAUAUGGGUGUUUGAUUGGCCAGGCGAUUCGUAUGUUAAUCAGUACCCAAAGACGAAAGUUUUACCAAAAGCACAAAACUACAGACACUUUUUUGUUAGCACAAAACUAUGUUUUGAUGGCAUUUUCCUAUACUCGAAAAUCGACUGAAGAUAAAAUAUUAUUAGUCGGACCGAAGAAUGCCGCAAUAGAUAUAAUAUUAUUAAAAUAUUCAUCGGGGAAUAAAUUUCACGGACGUAAAAUACAGAGAUUUAAAAAAAAAAAAUUAUUACGCACAGUAUAUUAAGUGGUAGGUACAUUUCUAAGUUUCCGUGUUAAAACUAUAUUUUCGCAUGGUAAGAAAAACCUUGUGACCAAACGGCAUAAUAAUAACUAUAAUGAAUAUGAAACAUGUAAACGAAUUAGUUCGACUAGAGUUUUAAAAUAAUUUAAACUUUCGUUACGUUUCUGUACGAUAUAAUACCUGCGUACUUAUAUAAAUGAUUAUUGUUGUUAUUUUAUAUGCAGAAUUCAAUUAAUUCGGUUUUAUUAAGAUCAAUUCAAUUGGUUCGUGUUAAUUAAUAUAAUGCAACCUCCCUGCAGUAAUUUAUGUAAAUUUAUUUUUUAUAUAAUAUAAGGUUUUUUUUUUUUUUACCGUAUAAAUUAUUCAUGUUCCACCAUUGUAACUUAAAUUGAAAAAAAAAAAUCCAUUCUUAUACGAUUUAACCUAUUCCAAUGUAUUUUAAUACGAAAUAGCGAAACAUAAUUUUUCCGACCGAUUUAAUACGAAUUUAUUUGUCGCGUUUGUGCGUGCCAAUACCAGCCAUGGUAGGCGAGUUUGUCGUUGUUUUUACUCGUAACUCGACUCUUGUACGGUGAAAUAUGUUUUCAAAUAUUUGACGCACAGUAAGCUACCAUUAAUUUUUUUGAAAAAUGACUCAGACUAUCAACACAUUAUAGACUGUAAUUGAAAUACAAGCACAUUCCUUAGUUUACAAUUUGCGGUGGCAAAUUUUAAUCACUUUGAUAGACUGAACUGAGAGAAUCGGAUUAUAGAUAAUAUAAAUUGGUUAUUGGAGCUUAUCGAACGGUAAUGUUAUACAAUCAAAUUAGUUAGCAGUAUCCCAUGUACGAGAGAUAAAACAACAGAUAAUAUUCUUUCUCUAUUUUACAAAAAGAAAGUCUGCGACCCCGUUAUACUUUUGAUAUAAAUAGCCAUCAUGCCCUAUCCAUAUAUAUUUAUUAUCUAUAAGCAUAGGCGCAACUAGAGGGGUCAUAGGGGGUAUUUUCAAGUUUGAAAUUAGCAGCCCGAAAUACCGAAUAUGUUUUUUUUUUUAUAAUAUCAAACGAUUAUUUUAUCCAUGUUAUUCAUAAUUAAUAAGCAGAACAAACACAGGUAGUCUAUAGACAAUACAUGUGUAUACCUGUAGAAAAAAUAAAGUUGAAAAGGAUAUGAUCCUUUUUUAUGUAGCGAAUUUAAAACUAAACGCGUAGUUGCUUACUAUUAGUGUCACGUAAAAAGGAUUAUGGGAGCAUUGCUCCCCAUGGGUCCACGAUGUGUCUAUUAUUUUAGCACUCCCAAAUUUGAUGGCCUAGUUGCGCCUAUUUCUAUGGGGUAGAUAAUAAAAUACAAAUGCUGGCAACGAAAUUAUUAGUCGGUUAAUCCAAUAAUCGCAUUGCGUUUUAACGUUCGACAAAUCUCAACUUGGUAACAUUACCUAUAGCAUAACCUAAUCUAAAUAUUUGUAAAAAUAUUAAACCAUGUGAACCCCGUUAUGCUCGAAACGUAUAACGUCCGUAUACAUCAGUCACUUUGAACGAUUCCAAAAUUGAAAUACGCAAUGUGUUUAAACUUGCACAUAACGGAAUCUCCCCGCUACGACGAGCUGACGUUUUCUUAGGUCUCUCGGAGUUCCAUUUCAUACAGUUUUCACUGCACUAUAAUAUUAUGAUAAAAUUAUAGAAUUUCAUACUUCGCAGUUUAAAAUAUUAAUCUGUUUUCAGAUCCAUGUCUAGUUCAUUACUGCGGCAGGGGAGAGGAGUGCGUCGCUUUGGGUGGCGUAGCACGUUGCGUGUGCAUGCGUAAGUGCGGUCCGGCCAAGCGCAGGGUGUGCGGUACCGAUGGUCAGCUAUACGACAACAGAUGCGAACUGCAUAAGGCCGGGUGUCUGACCGGUGUCAAUAUAGAAAUAGACCAUUCGAUGAAAUGUCUCAUACCUACAGGUAAUUAUUAUUGAACCUAAUCAACCUGGCUGAACGGACUUGCCAACCCUAGGCGUGUGGAUAGAGAAUUCGUAUCGUGGUGGUCGAGGGUGAAAUUUCGAAUGAUAUUUGCAUUAUCCCCUGCAUUAUUCUACACCAGCGGUUCUCAAACUGUUGUACGUGGUAGGCAAACACUAUGGUACAGAAAAUAAAUUAAUGGAUAUUCGUAUACGUGUUGUUUAAUAGACCUGAUACUAUAUUUGACUGUCUUAUACUCGUAUCGUUUUGAAACAAAUGUAAAACCAUUAUGAAUUACUCAAUUUUUAGUUGUACGUGGUACGUGACAGAUCUACAAUACGUAUAAGUGGUGCGUGAAAUUAAAAAUUUUGAGAAUCUCUGAUCUACACACACAACCUGAAAUGUUUUAGAAAUACUCCCAAUGAAAAGAAUGCUAUUGAUUUGUUACACGUUAUGUAAUUAUAACAGACACAUUUCGUUAUCCACAGUACCUGUUUAUAAAAUCGGCGAUGUUAUAAUUUUAUAAAGCGAUUUAAAUUUGUUCCGGCAUACGAUCAAUCGUUAUAGAGCUAUAAACGUUAUAAAUAUGCGAAUAGCUAUUAUAUAAUAUUUUGAUAAUCCGUUGACGGUGAUAUUUUCAGCGUCCAAGGCCAAGAACGUACGAGUCGCGCAAAUUCCGAAAACCGAAGAUAACGCCAUCGAAACGGAUACCAAAUCCAAAGUGUCGAAAACGUGCGGUUCUCCGCAAUAUGAAAUUAUGAAGGUAGGUGUAAUCCUCUCAAAAGCAUCCCGGCCUUCAAAAUAUCCCGCGCCUCGUAAUCAUCUUCUUCGUUAGGGUAGAAAAGCGGUUUCUAUGGCCGUCCCGUCAUACGUCCAAACCUCUAACCUCCAUAAGAUGCUCGUGUUUUCCAAUCCAAACCUCCUCUUAAUAGUUUUUCCGCGUCUUUCUUGACUACCCGUCUACCCACCUCAUAUUCGAUUUACCAAUUGGUCCUUUUACCAUUAACAGUUAAUAUUAUAAAUAUUUUACAUUGGUUUUCAACUAUAACCAGAUCAAUUCGCUAUUUGUGUCAACAUUUUUCUACCGAGUGUGUUACAACCGAGUCGACUCCGGUUAGAGUGGGAGAAAGGGGAGUGUGGUUUCUGGUGAAUUUUUAACGUUCAAGCCGGGCAAACGGGAGAAAAGCCCAAAGCGAGAUUUCCCGACCCGGACAAAUAUUGGCUGGCGCCAUAACGCGGACCAUAUACGAACUAUUUUGGCAAAUGGCCUGUUCGCCCGUAAAGUAUAAUAUAUUAUAAUACGCGUGCAAGUAUACGAAACCACAUAACUCGGAUAUAUUACAUACAAAACGAAUUUGUCGUCGAAACGGGUAUAAAACGGUCCGCUUGCCGUCGUCGUUGUGUACGGGAUAAUGUGUGACUCGAGUACGCGAACGUUUAAUAACGAUAGUGAUAACUAUUCCGGACUAAAAGUUCCGGCAGUUAUUUCGACGGCCAAUACAAGACGACGCGUAUCGUAUUUUACUUAUUAUAAUCGUUUAAUAUAUCGGUGGUUUGUUCGGUCUAGACGAAUUAUCUAGAAAGGUGUAUUUUUAUCUUUUAACUUGUCCAGAUAAAUGAGAAACAAUAGUGAUCUCUGCAGACAGACAUUUGAAUAGUCUAGAAUUCUAGACAAGUAUGUUUGAAUUGUAAUUAUCAUAACUUUGGUCCCGAGGACUUACAAACAAAUUUAAAAAACAUAAUGGAAAUCAUAGAUAUUAUGGAAACAAAGGGGUGUAAGUGAUGUUUUCAAAAAAAGUUGAACUACAAAUUUUCCAUUUUAUUUUGUAGUAAAGAAAUAUAAGUGAAUUCGUCAUGUGCUGCAAUCUAUAGUAUCAAAUACUAGGUCCUAUUAAAAAACCUUUAAAUGAAAAUGCCAUAAUAGAUUAGAAGUAAAUAGGUAAAAGCGUCCGCGACGGCUGUUAACACACGUAUGUCUCUGCACUGACAAUUGUGUAAAACUUUUUUUUUAUCAUUCGAAUACACGAACAGUGAUGAUAUGAUAAUAAUAUAUUAUAAUAAUUUUAUUGAAUACAAAUAACUUUAAACUAGAUUUUUUCGAGACCAAUAAAAUUUCACUUAUACCCGUUGUGUUCUAGGCGCCUCGUAUGCUAUCAACAUUCAGCAAUUGGAAACUUUGCUACAAAUAAAAGUGCUUAGUAAUCCGGAAUUCUAUAUACACUGCAAUAAUAUUGUUAUCAUAGUGUUAUUUAGUAAUUUCGUAUAAUGUUCACGAUAUUUUUUGUCUCGCGUGUUUUUCAUUAGACCUUUUUUCGUAUUAAAUUAUUCUAUUUACUAUCUGUUGGUUUUACGAUUCACCCGUCUCCUCUUCAUGCCACCAAUAAACGCUUUAUUCGGUUGAAGGGUUACCCUAAAAGUUUCGUACCGCCCUCUGUACUGUAUACAUAGAUUGUAAAUUGAUCACGCGGAAGGUAUACUUUGGAAAAGUUAAUUACCAAAAAACCUACCAAAAAACGCUGUUUUAACCGUUCCGCGAGGAAAACCCCGUUUCUUUGCCCGCGGUCGGCAAAAUAAACGGCUUAUAUGUUUUAUAUUUAAAAUAAACUACUAAAACUUGCAAAUAAGUUCACCGCGAUUUUAGUAUGUAUGCAGUUUUUACGUUUUCCCGAUAAUGUCGGCCUCUUUAAAAAAAAAAAAAAUGUAAUUAUAUUUAUAAUUAAUUAAUUGUGUACCGUGUUAGCGAUAAUUUCGAAUUUUUAACGGCAAAAUAAAGUGUCACCUGUUUUUUUCUAUGCUAAUCGAAUAAUAGAUUUAAAAUUUUUUCAUACCCGGAAAUUAUUUUCAGAUAAUUUUAGAUUCUAAACGAUACGAGAAAUGUAUUGGUUUUAUUAUGAUGUGUUUUUUCAAAUUUAUUUAUUUAUUCUGUCUAUUAAUAACUCUUCUACCAAAAAUCUUGUUUCGAUAUUCAAGUGUAGUGUCUUUUCUAAAAGCAUAUUUAAUCUAGUUGAUGCAAACCCUUCAGACUAAGCAAUAACGGGUCUGUUAUUUUCAAUUUCGGUUUUUUAACAAUAUAAUCAUAGAGACCUGCAAUUUUCGUACACUAUUUUUAUAAACCCUUUCUAAACAUGGAUAAAUUUGGUAAAAAUAAUGAAAUUUCACAUGUUAUUAAAAUUAUCUAUUUGUGUUAAUAAAAACCUUUUGCUUCAAUUUUUAACACGAAAAAAUCAAUCUAAAACUGGACCACAUUAAAAUAUAAAUUUGAUUAAAAAAAUUUAAAUUAUUAACAUUUAAAUUUAAAAUUGUUAUAAAUAUCGGUGAAUUUUAAAAUAUAUUUAACUAAACCACGCUUAGAACCGUUUUCAUUAGCAAGAAUUUAUCGUAUCGUAUAGAUAUAAAUUUAAUUAUUUCCACCGUGGUUGCGGUUAUGUGUUAACAUGUCCCGAUCGGUCGAAACCUGUUUAAAAUCGAGUGUGAUGUAGAAAUUUUAAUAAAAAUGCGAAUACCAUAUUUUGACGGAAAUCGUAAAUUUUCAAAACACGUAUAACCAAACUUCGCUCAGAAUCGUUUUUCGUUAGCAAUGAUUAAUUGUUUCGUACUGAUAUACAUUAAAUUCCCUCCUAUAUCACCCUUUCGAACUUCUCACCUACAACAGUGACUAUACCUAUCCCCAUUUUCCUAGGGCAGCUUUUUAAAAUUGUAUUUUUUUUUUUUUAAAGCUCACUUAAGAGUGGAAAGUGAAGAUUAUUGUUUAUUUAAUUAAAAUCAUCGUCCGUGCAUAUAUUUUUGCAUAUUACGUUCUGAGUGGUAUAGAAAAACUAUUCCAUAGACACUUUUUCGUUUAGUAAAAAUGCUCCAAUCUGUUCAAGAAUUAGGCAUACCUUGAAAGAAGCGGAUUUUCCAUCCGAUGGUAUUUUAUUUGUAACAUUUUUAACACUUCACUCGUAGGCCCUAAGAUAUUGUAUCUUGGAAAACACGAAUUCGGUCUAUAUAGAUUUUCACCGACUGUACCCUACAAAAUACAUAAAAUAUAUUUAGAUUCCCGGCAGUUUUUUAAUGUACAAUUUGUAAAACAACAAUAAAAUCAAUGUAAUCGUCGUCGUCGUUGGUUUUAUUUUUGUUGAUUUCUGGGUUUCCUUGAUUACGGGAGAAAAAAAUCGCCACUCAAAUAACAGGUGUAGGUAUUUGUACACUAUACUCCGCUCAGAAUCGUUAUUUUUUUUAUUCACAGCGGUUUGCCGUUGCACACAACCUAUAUUGUAUAAACUAAAUUACCCCGCGUAUCCUAGCUUCCCAACUAUCCACCUACAUCGGCCGUGAGCAGUGUUGGGGGUUUUUUUUUUUUUUUUUCAUGCAAAAUGAAAACGAACAAACCGAAUCAGUCUAAAGCCAAACGAUAAUAAUAUUAUGUAUACACGUAAACAUAAGACCGGCUCGAUUCAGAAACGUUUACCUAAUGCAUUGAUUUAUCGUGGUUUUCGAAAUAAUUAUACGGUAUUAUAUAUAUAAUAGUCAGUUGUGUUUAACGUACUUAUAUAUAUAUAAUAGUGAUUAUUGCGCCGGCGCAGGAAGUCGAGCGUACAAAACGGCGGCGAGUGAGCGCCGUAUUCACGCGGUUCUUUGUCUCCGGUCCGUAAAUUUCUAUAUAAUAAAUGCACUGUAUACGAGAAAAAGAAAAAAAAAAAAUAAUAAUAUUAAAAUUUGCAACUACUCGAUUUUUUGAUAAUUGGACGGUUUCUGUGAGAAACGUAGUGUUAAAAAAUAUAAUAUUAUGCGAAGUGAAAAAUUCGAAGUUUUUUGAAAACGUUGAAAACCUUUUAUUGUUUCUCCGGAAUAAAUAAAAAACAAAUCGUUUUUCUAAAUGUAUUUUUAAUUUUAAUCUAAUUAAACGUAAAAAUGAAUCGUUUGUAUUACCUUUUUUUUUUUUUUUUUUGUCACAUGUUAUAUUAUACGUAUUAUAAGUUACAGUCGUGCGCAAUAAAUAUUGAGGCCUACAUUUUUUCCUUAUGUAUAAUUAAACUCAGGUUAUGGCUCAAGUAUACUUUAUCAAGGUCCUCACUAGUAUUAAAUAUUUUUAUUUUUUUUAAAACGUAUUUUUUACGCUUAUAUUUAAAAAAAAAAAAAUAUAUUUUUUGCGAAAACCAUCAAUAAAGAACAAGUUAUGACAAACAGCUUCUGGACUUUGAGCAGUAAAAACGAUUUUGUGUUUUUAUGAAGCGAAGAAUCACGAAGCAAAUAAAUCGAGUUGGUUGAAGAUUUGAUUUUCCCCUAAAAAUCGGGGCUUAUAUUCGAUUUGUUUCAGAUUCUGCGAAUCAAAGAAUGUAUUGGUUUUAUGAUGUUUUUUUUUUUUAUCCGUGAAUAACUUUUCUUCCGAAAAUGUUUUUCGAUGUAUCAGUUAUAGCGGUUUUUCUGAACGGGAAGUUUGUCUAGUAAGCACUUCAGUGAGAUCAUUUUCGAUUUUCCAAGCGGUUUCAUUAUAUAUGGAAAACCCAGAAAAAACAUAGGAAAAACGGAAAAAUUUACGAAAUGUAUUAUUUUUCAAUUUUGUUUUGAAUAUAAUUCAGUUAAAGUUCGUAGAGACUUGAAAUCUGUACAGAAAAUUUAUAUUUGCCUUUUCUAGUUUUUUGGUCGUAACUUCUUUAAUAAUGGUUUAUGGAAAAAAAUGCAUUCAUUUUCAAAAUCAGUAUUGAAACACGUGCAUGUUUUGUUUUUAAAAAAAAAGAACUUUCGAAACUCGUGAGAGGCGUGGUGAAGUGGAUUUUUUCCUACUGUUCCCAGAUUAUUUUUAUAUUUGCUAUCAAUAUUAUAAUACUCGUAUACUGUUAACUUAUUACUAGGUAUAUUCUAUAACUUUCCUAUGUUACUACGUCUACACUAUGAUAUACCGUGAAUAAAAUAUUAGCGUAGUAUUUAAAUUAUAUUUUUGUGAGGGAGCACAAUAUUAUAUUUGAAUAUAUUUUGAAACCCUUAUUCCUAAUUGCAUUACUUGUGGAUGAAGUCUGAAUAUGCUCACACUAAUGGGUUAUAAAACACUUAUCAGCUUUCUGACAUUUAAUAUUUGACAUUUCAAUACUAUUGCUAGUACCUGCCAUACGAAUAUAAUAAUUGUAUGUUACAUAAAUUAUUACAUUUGCAUAAUAAUUAUUAGCUAUUGAUUCGUCACGUUUAUGUUGCGGCAAAUAUUUAUCUGACAGUGUUAUACAGAGUGUUUCAGAAUCAAAUGGCCAACUCUAUAGGAUGUCACACUGUAUGACGUGACUCGAUUUUUAGAAAAAUUCGAACUUUAUUAGCGGAUUUCACAAAAUGUUCAACGGCAUAGUUUUGUUUUUAUUUUGUACCGAGGUUUUGGUAUGGAAAAUAAUAAAAAUCUAUUCUAAGAACGACCUAUAGAAAACAAGAGAACAAUCCGCAGAGUUGGCGUUUGCUUCUGAAACACCUUGUUAAACGUAUUCCCUACGUAGAAUCUACGUACCAACUGCAAACCGAAAAAUGUCAAAAUGUCUCUUAUACCUAUCGAGUUUCUCGCAAGAACCGCCCUAUUGUUACUACUGCACGGGCUGUCUGAGCCUCCCCCCCCCCACCGCGGGUGUUUUGCCGUGCCACCGUCAUAAUUAUAUGACAAAAAACUGUAGAAUAUUUUCGCAAUUUACGUUUUCAAUUUAUAUUUGAAAAAUAAACGAGUAUAUUAUAAUAUAGUAUAAUGAUAUACACGCGCCUUUCGAAUUUCCAUAAUUUAAUCGCCACGGAACGACCCGCACCUAUAAACAAAAAAAAUAUCCGCAUCCUAUAUAAAUUAUAAUAAUAAUAAUAAUAUUAUCGCUAUAUUCAAAUCUUGUCGAGCGGAUUCUGUGCGAUAUGGAUACGUUUCUCUGACGCGAUCGCAGCAAUAUUUUAAUACCGAUCGGAAAUACAGGAAAGCAAAACGUAAUUAUUCGUAUAUUGUUGCAGCGAUAAAAGUGGCUACGAUUAUUGUGAAAAGAGGUGCGCUGAUUCCCGCGGGUAAACCACUAAAGUAUUUUCACGGAAUAUAUAGUAAUUGUAAUAUAAGAAAUCCGAAAUAUUAUGCAAAAUGUAUUUCCUUUUUUUUUUUUUCUGUUACUUUAUAGGACAAGUAAAACUAUCAAGGAAAUCGGACCGGGGUGGUAUUUUAGGGAGGUCAUUUUUUGAUUUUUUCAGGGGUUUUCGUAACAAAUUAGAAAAACCGUAGGAAAAACGGGACAAUUUAUGAAAUUUAUUAAUCUCAAAUCAUAAAUAUUAUGGCCUUUCAAAACAUUUGUAACUGAAUUCCGCCCAGAAUCGUUUUUCGAUAGCAAUUCCCCUUCUAUCUUCCCAAUUUCUCACCCCGCUAAAACAGUAGCAUGUGAAGUAUUUUUCAAUGCCGUUUUCCGAAUUUUCCGUGAAAAUAAAGACUUAUGCACUGUAUUGUGAUAUCUUGAGACCGGAUUUAUAUUAUCUAGUAAUCCACAAAAAGGUGUUUUAAAACAUCGAAAAAUCUCUGAAAAAAGCAUUUACAAAAAUUUAAAAGCAAAAACGAUAGAUAAUUUUAAAAGUCCCUCCCACUAAUGGCUCUUAUUUAAUCUUAACUUAUUAAAUUAAAUCUCCUAACACUACAAAAUUGAUUCAUACAAAAUAAUUUUUUUCAAAUAAAAGCGUACGGAUUAUAAAAAAAAAAAUUAUUUUCUAUUAAUAAUUUGUAUGAUGUUAAAAAAUUGUAUUUAUAAUUUAGAGGUGGGGCUGUUAAACCCCUCUAUUAUUUUUGCGUUUUUAUAUAUUUUUUAAGUGAUUUUUUUUUUCGAAGCUUUUUGACGUUUUUAACUGUUUUUUGUGGAUUUUAAGAACAUAUAAAUCCGAUCUCUAGCCCAAUGUUUAUAUUCUAUAUAAAUAUCUUUGGUCCUGAGGAAGAAGGACUUGAGUCAACUUUUUUUUAAAUUUUAUCUGAUUCAUGUGUUUCUUCUUUAUCUUUUAUGUUUAUAUUUUAAUAUAGGCGUCAUUUGAAAAUCAAAAGUAGAUAGUCGGUUUACUUCCAAAAACAGGGGUAACAACAAACGUUGUUAAUGUGAUAUUGUAAAACUAUUUGUUUUUUAAAUUUUAAGAAGACAGAUUACGAAAAAAAAAGUUAAUACUUUCCGAGAUAUCGCAACGAUCGUAUUUUCGAGGGAUACCCUCUGUACAAGGUAAACUAUAAAAACUGAAUGUGUACAAUUAAGCGAUUGCGAAUAUCAACCGCAUAAUUCGAUUCGUACAGUAACAGCGGACAUAGUAUUACCCGAAAAAUUGAAACUUUUACCUCACGUUUUUCGCUGUUUUCGGGCCGUCUUUUAAGGGCGAUUAGAAAAAAAAAAAAAAAACCUCGCACAAGAGAUGCAAUAGUGGCGAUCUUCAGUUGUUCGUGUGGCGACGAGCCGUUUCGCGUCCAAUUAUAUAAUAUUAUGGGGAGCGUGCUACCGCCAAGAGAUAAUAACAUUAAAUUAUUGUAAUAUACGUGUACGGGUACCUAUAUACCGACCGUGCGCGCCGUAUUACUUUAUAUUAUAUUGCAUUAAGUAUAUUAUUCCGAGAAUGAUGAACAGAUGUAGCAGAUGCAGUCCGCACGCAACAAUAACAUAACGACAUUUGGAGCAAUUUCGUAUCUCGUUACCGAAAUUAUUAUUCGAAUACAUAGGUAUAUUUCGUAAUGAAAUUAGUAUUCGAACGUACAUAAACCGCAGUAACGUUAUUGGUUUUUAGUAUCGGAAAUCGGAGGCGAAACGGCGGCGGCGGCAGUUCUCAUACGAGUAUUAUAACCGUACAUUCGUAUCGAAUUAUUGUACUGUGGACGUCGUUUUUACCGAUAGUCGCCGGCCUCUUGCGAAUGACACAAAUGCCCGGCCAUAUUUUCAAAUAAUAAUAACGGGUUUUUGUUUUUUUUUUUUUUUAAUAUAAAUAAAACAUAAAAGUUAUCCGCGGAGGGGAAGAACCUUAAUAAUUAAAUAUAUUAUACGCGAUUCCCGCUACGGAGAGACCACCCCCGACGAUAGCCGACUGUCUAAUAUAAUAAUAUACGGUUUUUCUAGAACUCGCGCCAUUUUUUUUUUUCUACCGCUCUUAUACACCGCAAAACGCAUAAAACGGUAAUAAAUGUUUCUCGUGUUCAAUUAAAAGAGGGUGCAGCAGCCGCAGGAAUUAAUGCCCGCGGUCAGGAUUUAUCGCGCUCCCGGGAUGUUCCUCUCUUUCCUCGCGGUCGCGGUCUCCUCGUAUACCAUAUAAAUUAUGUUUACAAAAAGCUCUGGGAACGACGACGAAAAUCUUAUACAUUAUAAUAUAAUACAACAACAAGAAACGAAAACGCCGCCACAAUAAUAAAGGUGGGGUUUAUUUCGUCGUCGUCGGUAAAGUAUUACACAAUGAUUACAAAUUUAUAUUUUGCCGGAAGAUACAAAGAUAAUACAAACAUCAUUUUGGCCCGAGUCUAUAGUAUUUUUUUUUUCAACUCGCCAAUCUCGAGUCAGCGAAUUUGAAAAAUAUUAAUUCGGUUGGGUAUUAGACUAUGAUACUGUAUUCAAAUAAACUGGUGUGUACGGUGCCUAAUGGGACUAAAAUCCGUUUCCGAUUCACUAUAAUUAUAUACUUGGAUACAAAUUUUGCAACUCGACGACUCAUUUGCGUACAUUAAAAAUAUGUUUUACCUGUACUAGAAGUUCUACACCGGAAUAUACGCUGUACACAAAGUACAACACACAUAAAUCGUUUCCCUAUCGUAAUGUUUAAUAUUAAAUAUUAUUAAGAAGACAAAAUACAAAAAUCGACAAAUCAAAUAUAAUCUUGUAGAUAGGUCAAAACUCGAAAGUUUAAAUUUGUUUUCAAUCAGUUUUUCACCAGUAACUAGAUGUGAACAGAGUGUAACUAGUAACUACAAAAAUAUCAAUGUCUAUGGACAUUCAAGUUUGUAAUAUUUUUGAAUACUCGAACCCACGAACACAUUUUUAAUCACGCCUGAGGAAAAUAAAUAGUCCUAAGCCUAUAUUAAAGUGAAAAGAAAAAUUUGCUGAAACGAAUCGUAAAAAGGUAAAUGUGCGCAAACGAGUCGUGCCUCUCUGAAUUUGAUGAGAAAUCCAUUUGGUCUGGAAAAGCGAGACGAAUGAAUAAAAUCUAUACAAUUACACCAAAACGUAGUUAAAAAGGUUUCCGAAAAUCUCACAUUUGAUAUUAGUUACGAGAUUUGUCUAAUUCGAAUUAACAUACACAGUACUCUGUGUGGUUUAUUAUCGAAAAGUUAAUGUUUGUAAUCGACUUCCCCAAAGUAUUUGCGUAGGAUUGUUAAGACGUAAUAGAUUUUACGGAUGGAUUAGACUAGAAUUAUUAUGAAAUGUAGAAAAACGAUAUUAACAAUACCCAUACAAAUCACCAUGAGAUGAGAUGCCAGAUCGUGUUACUUUUCCAGACCAACUCCCCAGAAGUGAAGAAACGGAAAUUCUAACUCACUUGUACGUUUUUCUGACCCCUUGUCCUCCGUGCAGUGCCUGAUCCUGAACCCCGGCAAUUAAUAGUCUUCGCGGUGAACAUUGUAGAUUGGAUUUAGUUUGGACGGUACAAGUACGAGGAGGAGGAUCGGGCUCACGCUCGAGUGAAUUAUAACCGUUUUUAUUUUUUUAUACUUUUCACGCCAAAAUGAAUUAUUAGGUGUUGGAACAAUUUUGGGGACAUUUCUUUUGUUGUGUAGACAUACUAAGAAAUAUAAGAAAUAUAUGCCUUAUUGUUCUUUGAUGACUCGCGUUUGCGAAAUAUUCAAUAUAGUAUAUUAUUAUAUUAAGCGGUAAAAUUAUUACAUUGUAUGCUUAAUAGGACAAUUUGUUGCUGAUCAAUCACGCCAAACUAAUGUACCAAAAGAGCUGGAACGGCGGCAAAGAGUAUAUGGUCAGUGCGUUGUUCCGUUAUUUAGAUCUGGACGGCAACGGAUUUCUACAACAGGAUGAGCUAAAAAAGGUAUAGUAGAUAUAAAUACAUUUUACUGCAAGUUGUUCUCGAAUUUCAUUAAUUAUUCGCGAUUGAGAUUUUUGAAAUAAAUGAUCGAUUGUUUUUUUUUUUUUUAAUAUCAAUCUUACUUCCACUCGUUUAAAAUGUUUAAAAACGAAUUUUAGCGUGUUGGCCAAAUUGAGUUGACAAAUUAUCAAACAAGAUUACAAUAAACUUCUAACAAUUUAAACAUAAAUACUGGAAAUUAGGGCAUUUUUCAUUGUUAUAGAUUCACAAUAUAACGAAAAAACGAUUAGAGUUUUACAGAAAUAAUUUUUUUUCCCGAAAAAUACAUUUAGCGUUAAUAAAAAUACUCAGAUUUUUUUCAUGCCAUACCACAAAAGAUGCUAAAUUUCCGGCCGGUGAUAUUUGAUUUGAAACAAUUUAUCGACAUUAUGAACAGUCUACUUCCUAGGUCCUUUCUUUAUUUUAGUUGAUUUCUUAACGUUACGUUUGACAACUGCAAUUGAAAAAACACGUCUAGUGCUACUUCACUCAGAAUCGAUUUUCGUUUGCAAUUAUUUAUCAUUGCAUACAUAAUAUAAACUAAGUAAUAUUAUUACGUCCUACUUUUCGAACUGCCCACGUGCAAAAACAGCCUACACUCUCUGUGCAAAAUGAGUCCAACUUUUUUUUAAAGUUAAGACCCAAGGAUUAUAUUAUUUUUUUUUUUUUUACUUUUAAACGGAAUAUUUCUUAUUUGUUUAUUUUUCGAAUUUAUCACAGUCAAAAUAUUAUCCUCGUAUAAUAUCCGUUUCCGUUAUAGAAAAUUAUACGAAAAUGUAUUCUCUUUGAAAAUUGCUUUAUCCCUAUUUACCAUAAUGUUGUGCCGCGGAAAUUGAAAAAUGUGCAAUAUUUAUCAUAUUACGCGUAUAUUAAUGAAUUAAUAUUAUAUUUAAAAGUUUCGAAAAUCGUCGUAAAAAUUAAAUUAUUGCAUUAUACCCAGGUACCUAUAGAGUUUCCCGGUAUGACAAUGUAAAGAUAUUCUAUACAUCUUCGUGUGUAUUUUAUUUUAUUUGUUUUUAACAAACGAACGGUACCAAAUAAAUUUCUUGUGUAAUUUUGAUCAAAACUAUGCGUAAAAGCAUUUUUUUUUUUUUCCGAAUAUAUAUUAUUCAUACGCGCAACGAGAUGCCAUAAAUAUGGUUACCAUAUAGAUUAUAUUACAGUUUGGAUUUAAAAAUGCUAUUAAAGUCGAUUAUGAGGGUCGUACUUAAGGAGGAUAUAACCUAAAAUAAUUGAAUUUUUUAUUUUUUUACCGUACGAUUGACGUAGGUUAUAAUACACUUAUAUAUAAUUUACAACGGUAAAAAUAAUCGAUUUUUUCCCUCUAUUGGUAAUAUUUCGUAACGCUUUUAUGAACGAACAACGGUACAGUUAUAUUUAGCGACCGUAUUAAAGUACCUAUAUAAAAUAAUUAUUAUUUUAAAUUCUCAACUUAGUAGGUACGCAAUAAUAAAAAUAAACUUUAGACACCGUGUUCCAUAUAGAGUUAGUUUUACCUUUUAUCAAAAAAAUAAAAACAAAAAUAAACUCAAAACAAAACAAACUUUUUAAGUUCUCGCGACAAAAACGUGAAUUAUAUUUCAAAGUUUACGUCGGUCGCCGUGCGUAUAAAUCAUAAAAAUAAGAAAUUGUAAACGUUCGAGUAUAGAAGAAGAGAAUAUCGAUAUUCUAUAAUUGAAUGGAUUUCUUAUAUAUAUCGUAAAAUAAUUUCAGAUAACCAAACAGGAUAAACUCGACGAUAUAUCAGACGUUUGUGUCAUGUCGGACAUGAUUCGAUUCGAGGACAUGGAUAAAGACGGCCGUCUGGGUCUCAACGAAUUCUAUGCAGCUUUCAGUAAAUUGUAUAGUGAGUACCUAUAUAUUCGUAUAUUCGAUAAACGAGCACAUUACAUUACAAAUUACGGCGACGUAGAGAUUUAAUUUACCUGCGUUGUGUGUGUGUAAAUCUUUGCACGAAGCAUAGAGCUCCUUUGAUGUUCGUGCCCGUUCUAUAUAAUAACAUCGUGCCCAGAUUUUUCUAAGCUUUCCUUUUUUCGUUCGUUUUUUUCAAGGUCUUUCGGUAGUCACUUUGGAAAAGGCGCUUGAAGUGAACCGGAUAUCUGCCAAAGUAGGUGACAAUGUUGAAAUCCGGUGCGACGUCAGCGGCAACCCACCACCUCCCAUAGUCUGGAAACGGUACUCCGCCGAUCUGACGACUUUGGGUGACGAAGACGUGCGGGUAUUCAGCGACGGAUCGCUGUACCUCACCAAAAUACAAUUAGUGCACGCUGGCAAUUACACGUGCCGAGCCCUGAGGAACUCUGAAGUCACGCAGACACACGUCUUGACUGUUCACAGUAUGAUAAUAUAGUAUUUUGACCGCAGUCAUCUGACCUGUCUAAUUAACCGAUGUCGUCUAUUGUUUUAUAUAGCACUGCCCGAAGUAAAAGUCACGCCUAGAAUCCAAUCGCGAAGACCCGGUGAAAAGACCGCCAUGUUCUGUCACGUGAUCGGAGAACCUUUCCCCGAGGUAAGUAUAUUAUGAACGCUUGGCGAGAGUGUUUCUGUUGUACAAUGAUAUUUUUUGUUCGCGUUGCAGGUGAUAUGGUUGAAAAAUGAAGAACGUUUAAAGUUGGACAUGGUACACAAGUACAAGGUGGUUGGCAACGGUACCGAACUUAGCAUCGACAAUAUCGAUUACGCGGACACCGGGGCGUACAUGUGUCAAGCUUCGAACACGGGCGGAGUCACCAGGGACAUAUCAUCGUUGAUCGUUCAAGAAGUUUUGACGCCUAGUGAGUGUAAAUAAUAACCGUAUCCCCGGCAAACUAACACCUGACCUAACUUCAAUAUAUUCCCGUAUGUUUUCGUGACACUGCAGCCGCUCCAAAAGAGGAACGCCGGUUUUUCGCUUUCCACGAUUGGGGAGUGUCCGUUUACGAGCCGACCGCUUGUCGACUAUACCACCAGAUUCAGUCUACGGACAUUAUACCCGGAACCCAAGUACUAUAAAUAGAUAUUAUUAAAAUAUACGCGUCCGAUAAUAUUUAUAACCUAUAAUCCGUUUCGGUUUUUUUUGGUUAUCGUAGGAAUACGUGUGUGGAGACAAGGGUGUAAAUUGCAGUUGGGGCCAAGCCAUCAACGUGGCCAACCGCUACGUGUAUGUCUCGCAGCCGCUCAAAGACCGGAUAUUGCUCAUCAGCAAGAUUCAAAUGGUUGUCGUGGACGUGAGUGCACAGUUUCGUAAUGCGGCGAGGGUCCGCGAUAGAAAAUAUUAACAUGUUUGGUCGUAGGUCGUCAUCACGGACAAAUAUCCGGUAGCUUUGCAUUACGUGCCACACUUGGACCAAGUGUGGGUGUUGAACUGGAGGAGUGUGUACGACGAUGGCGUGAAAACGAUACAGGUUAUCAGAGACGCGUCACAAAAGAGAAAACACCAUACCGUCCACCCUGAACCGAUCGACGGCCAAUUUGAUUUGGUCAGAGACUUGUUUAUGCCCAUCGCGCAAGUACGUAAAAAGAACGAAAUGUUUGCCGAUUAAAGUGUUUAACUCUGUGUUGCAUAAUAUAGGACUUAAGCCACUGGUUCAAAUACGGUUACGUAAGCCACGCCAAUCAAAGAGGACUCUACAAAUUGGACUUAGCCAACAUGCGAUACAUAAGGAGCAUAGAUCUCUCUCCGUACAAUUGCGUGCCGCGGACGUUGCAAUUCUCCUCCCUGUGUAUGUACCUAUAACCUUGAUCACGGUUUCUACAACGAUCUACCCUACAAUCCUGGUUUGUUUUUUUAUUUUUUUUUCAGACGGCUUUGUCAUCAUUGAAUGCGAAGAACCUGGCACCAGUAGCCCAACGGGCCAGGUGAUCCUGGACUACCUGACAGAUACGGUGAUUAACAAAAAGGUCACCGUCAGAGGAAGUCCGCUGGUCUCGCCCGACAGCCGAAUUGUCGUGUCCAUCAACCGAGCUCCCGACGGAGUGACCUUAGUGGUCCAACAAGUUUUAGGUAAGUUCGGUAUUAAUGUUCCGAUGAUAAUAUGAUGUAAUACACUCAAUAUUAACUCAAUAUUCUCUACUCUCCCCAUGAGUAUUCUUCUAACCGAAAUGUCUUUAAUCUUCUCAGUCUCACAGAUCGCAGAAAUCUCUCUUUCCUUUCCAACGUCCUUUCAAAUAAAACUGAUUCAACUUGUCUCCUUUCUCUUAUAACUUUAAAGUCCUUUCCGCCUAAUUCGUCAAUUUGUCCUAUUUCAUAUUCCCUACUCUCAGACGCUAUUUCUUGAGCUAUCCCCAAUUACCUGGCUCAUGUGCACCGCCAACGUAAAUCCAUCGUUCUCGAUUUCUCGUUAACAUUUUUACGUUUCCAGCAAUAUUUACACUAUUGAUGUACCUCUAUGUCUUGGAUCUUGGCCAAUAUAUAUUGUUGAAAUAAAAUAAAACAAAUAAUUAUAUAUUACACGUGUGUAAAAUCAUAUUUUUGUAGAAUCUGGACUCAAAUUUUCAUUCGACGUCAAAACCACUCUGAUGAUAAGUGACAUAGCAUUCUAUCCGUCUAGAACGACACAUGGAUACGAUUUGUACGCCAGUGCUGCCAAUAAGGAAGACAUACUUUUCCUGAAUUUGUCCAAUGGUAAGUUAUUUAAUCUAAAAAUAUAUAACAUUUUCUAAACCGAUUCACAAAUUGUGAAUGUAAAACGUGCAAUUUUGAAUAAAACUCAUUUGAGCUUUAACUGGGUUUAGCGGUAAUCACAAAAGAAAUCAGAAAUCAAGAAAAAAUCAGAAAUUUAAGAGUGAAUAUAAAAGUUUAAAAAUCUUAUUUCAAAAUGUUAUCGUGUCUUUUCGCGUAUUUUUUUCAGAAAAAUAAAGUAAUACCGGAUAGAACCGUCACAUCAUUUAAAGUACGCGGCGUGAAAGCUUUUAAUGAUUUUUACUAACCCAAAGGCUGUUAUAGAAAUAGAAAAAUACCACCAGUCAAUACGUCUCUAGCUACCAUCAAAAACUUUGUGUAACAUAGAAAAUGUAUUAUAUUGACGUUCUGUCUCACUCGAUAUCAUAUGCGUAAUCCGCUAAUUUAUAGAUCUAUAAUAUUAUGAUACAACUUCUGUAAAUAUAUAAAUAACCGUAUCAACGAUCACAAUUUCAUAUUGUACAAUAUACUAACAGAAACUGAGGGGAUAUAGUAAUACGUAUAAUUAUAUUUUUAACGCAUCUCCUUCGAACACAAGUAUACGAUAAACCGUAGAAGUAACCCAAAGACACGACUGUUUAGAUAACGGAAGAAGAAAAAAUAAGCGGGUCACCGCCAGCAGAUAAUGUAUGUUAUUAUACGAGGGGGCGAUCGAGAUUUUACAGUUUACAGCCAUUCAUUCUCGUACGUAAAUAUUAUGCAAAACAGAGGGGAAAAGCUUUAACCCUCAAAGUCACGUGCCAGGUUAGGUCCGUACCGGCUGGUAACGCGCGAUGAAAAAGUAUCUACAGUCAGCCGCUGACGGUAUACCUAACAAUGUAGUUUCUAUAAAGAUUGUGAUGAAUCGCUGUCGCGGUCAAAGAGUUUUCCAUAGACGAUUUGAUAUCUUUGAAAAUUAGCUUUUAUAUUCAUGCGGUUCGUGUGAAAAAAAAAUGACGAUGAUGGCCGUGGUUUGGCAAUAUUUCAAAAGUGAUGCCAUAAAAAAAAUAAUAUAUUGUCGACGAGAUUUUGGCAUGGCUGCGCAAAGUUCAAUAUUUAAUAUUAUAACGAUAGGUUGUUAUAAUUGUAUUAUAAUUCACAGGUACGCCUGAUAAAGAUGUCGAGUCACCAAAUUGUAUAAAAUUAAUUAUUUACAUCAAAAAAGUAGGGAAAAGAUCUCUAUUUUUCAUGUAGGAUAUGUUAAGUCGUGGUUUUCAUUUGUCUUUGCGUUUUAAGUUAUGUCACAUACUACAAGUAACUUAAACUAUAAGUCCACUUAACCUAUAUUCGGAAUUUAAUGUUUUACCAGUAAAAUAAAAACUUUUUUUUACAAAACAGCUGUCACAUUUAUGAUCAAAAAUAACUUAAAGAAAACAAUAAACCACACAUUUAACACGAUAUAUAAAAUCAAUAAUAUUAUUAUUCUCAGAAUGUAUAAAACUAUCAACCAAUCGGCACACACGUUAAUUGUAGAACCAUUUAUAUACAAUAUAAACUUUCACAAGAGCUACUUGGUGAAAAACUCAAAAUUAUUAAAUUAAAAUUACAAAAUUGGCUUACGCAACAAACUGAACAAACUGAAGGCCUAAUAAAAAUACUUUUUUAACAUGUCACGAUUGUAAGAUAAGUCUUCAUGGGCCCGCCCCCGCGUGCAUGCUCGGUGGAGCCUAUAAUUCUUUGAAAUAAACGCUAAUAAUAAUAAAAUAAUAUGUUUCCUGGAUAUCAAUUAAGUUAAGUCGAUGAUGACUUACCUCCUUCGCAUGUCAAAAUUUUACCGCGUAUAUAAAAGGCAAAUAUAAGUUUUUUGUCCAAAUUUCAAUUCUCUAAAAAUAUGUUAAACUGAAUCACAACACAAAACACAAUUGGAAAUAAUACUUUUCGUACAUUUUCCUGUUUUUCUCAAUUAUUAUGAAAACCGCUUGAAAAAUCAAUAUGACUUCUUUAGGUUAUGUUAAGUUACCACCCAGAUAAUCUUUCCUUUCAGAAAAAGUAGCUACACUUGAAAAUCGAAGUAAGAUUUCUGAUGGAAAAAUUGUUUACAGAUAAAUAAAAAUAAAAAAUUAAAUAUCGUUACAAAACCAAUACAUUCCUCGUUUCACUCAUAAUCUAAAAUAUUCUUCCAACAUUUCUCGUAAAUCCAUUAUUUUCCAAGAAAAAUAUUGAAAGACAUAAUAUUUAAUUUAUUUUACAUAAUUGACUAUUUGACGGUUAUUUAAACAUAAUUGACGAAAAAUGUAUGAUGCGAUAAAUUGUUUAAAACAAAAAAAUUACAAAAACACCUUAUUUCCUAAAAAAAAAAAAAAAAAAAUGAUAUUUAUCAAAAAUGUCAUAAUCAUUUUAUCGUUACAGUCGUUCUUGUAAUUUACGGUAGCCGUACAGCGGGUGGUGGCAUUUUCAUUUAAGACGAUUUUCAAACGAACGCAUAAUUUAAUAUCGCCGCGUUAAAUCCGUCGGGUCCCUUUUAAGCAGUAUUUUCAAAUUUCGAUUGAAGAUUUAUUAUUUUAAUUACGAUAAUAGUUUUCGAUUUGUUUUGUCCAAUCCGAAUACCGUUGAAUAUUACUAUAUAAAUUAUGUACUAUACUAUAUCUGUAUACUCGGCACGAAUAUUACUAAUACUACAAUUUCAACUACACCUCUUUUAUUCAUCGUCCAACACUCUCAGACCUGUAUGCGUCAUCGUUAGCCCCACUACGGUUCAAUAACAUUUCCCUUUUAUAUUCUUAAUAGCAAAGUUUGUUCACAAAAAACACUACUGUGCCUUUUGUUUUAAUAACGGUGAUAUUGGUUCCGGUUUGUUUUAACUACGACUGAACCUAAUGCCAGCUCACGGCUUUAGACACUUGAUACGUAUACGAUUUCUUAUCGGGUUAAACUUUAUCGGAACGCAAUCAUAUUAAUAUAGUAUCUAAACCUCGAACUAAGAUAUACAGGACUGUAAACGAAUGGCAGGACGGGUAUUGGUACAAAAACCAAACGGCAAUUUAUGCUGGUUACUUUUUCCUUUGCGAGUCCCCGCGAUUUGCACCCGGCGCCGCCGUUUUAGCGGAUUCUCUUAGACUAGCGAUAAGAUGCGAAAUGUCUAGUUCUAAAAAUAUCCACCAAGACGGCACUGGGGGUCGUAAAAUAAUAGAUCCGCCGCUAUCCGCGGAUUGAGCGUUUGUUUUUCUCGCCGCGUUAUCGGUGCUCUUUUCCGGUUCUAUAUUUCUUAUUCCAUGGUCUAAGGUACCCGUCGAACACAACCUAACCUGAACCUGAACCCGACCGUAGAUAUAAAUGGUACGAAUAACCCAUCAAUUUCCAUCGGUGUUCUCGAACGUAAGAAUUUAAAGCUAUGUAAAUAUUUGUUGUUCUCGUGAUAUUACUACGUAAGGCACAUUAAAAAUUAAAAAAAAAAAAAAAAACAAAACCGCCUCGAAUACUUCCCGUUAACCGCUCCUCUUGGGACACUGUCUCAAAUAAUAAAACUCACUAGUGUUCUCCGCAUACCUUUUAUAUAAUAUGAUUACCUGUUUUCAUAAAAACCGUUUUUGAUAUGAUUUUUCAGGCAAAGUGGAAAUGAUCACGGGCGUAGGAAAGGCCAUGGUAGAGUCGUUGACGCAAUGGGGUAACCCCAACCGCCCGAUAGCAGCAUCCGGUAUCUUCGGCCACUACAUGGUCACGCCGGCCGACCAGGCUCUUUUCGUGGUCAACGGCGAGACUCGGACCGUGAACUGCGAGAUCGGCGGCCUGAUACACCCCAGGCUCAUCACAUGGGUCACCAUGCAGCUUCAGUGA
Molecule: messenger RNA, 65127 nt
Organism: Cinara cedri
Lineage: Eukaryota; Metazoa; Arthropoda; Insecta; Hemiptera; Aphididae
Source: the annotation of a GenBank genome assembly